GGGAACAUUGGAGCAGGGAUUGUAAUCAGAGGAUUAGGUUACGCACGACUGUGAAGCUGUGAUCCUCCAUAAGAGCCACAGGUAAUCCUAUAACUUGUAACCUUCCAGUACAGCUCCUACGAUUCAUUUUGUCUCAAAUGUUUGUGGAGUAAGGACAGUUAUGGGCAUAAUGAGGCCCCAGAGAAGAGCCAGGUGACAUAAUGCCUUUCAUUUUAAGGGGAAGACCCCGGAUGGGUAAGUACAAGGACCAGAAACACACUUGAUCUUUAACGCUCUAUCUAGAUGGAUAGGAUGAGGUCAUGGUGUUUGUCCUUCUAUCCACAAAUUAUCCAGGACAAGUAGCUAACAAACAAUGCAACUUUUCAAUGUUGUGGGUAAAAUAUCAUUUGCAGUAAAUUGGACACACACACACACACACACACACACACACACACACACACACACACACACACACACACACACACACACACACACACACACACGCAUAUAUACUCACCAGCCACUUUAUUAUGUACACAUGUUCAACUGCUUGUUAACACAAAUAGCUUACGUAAAUGUCAAUUAUAUAUAUAUAUAUAUAUAUAUAUAUAUAUAUAUAUAUAUAUAUAUUACUUUCAUGUGGAUGCCAGAAUCAGAUUAACAGUCUGAAGGUAAAAAAAAAAAAUAAACAAAUUAAAAACAAGGAUAAUGAUAAUUUAAAAAAAAAAAUGUAGCAAGAAGUUGAGUAGGACUGCUACGAGAGUGCGUUGGUUUACUCUGGAUGUCUUUUAAUGUAUGCAGGUAAGCCCUACAUCUCAGCUACAUGUAAAUAACUAGUCUUAGGGUUUAUUCCACUCCACAGAUGGCACUGAAAUUUACAUCUGAAGUGUAUGUCCAUGGAUGAGAGCUGUCAACAGAUCCACCAGAGAACUAGUUUGUAAAAGACAAAUGUAUACUUUGGCCGAUUUGUUUGUUGUGGUUGCUUUUAUCAUCAUUUUUUAGUAAAUGAACCUUUCAGCUAACUCUCUUCAAUGAUUUCUUUUGGGUAGUCACAACAUGGUGGUACAUCCAACUAGAACAACACCAAACAGAUUAGCGUUUUUGAGAGCCAGCAAAGGUUAGAGUAGAGUCAAAACCAGCAGCACAGUCAGUGGUCUCCGAUUAUGCAAAAGACUAUGUUUGGAAGAUUUAUUAAGUAACCUAAUCUCUUAAAAUGGCAAAACUUUGAUCUUCAAAUGGCAGGGUAACUGACAUUUGAAAUUUUGAUCAUGUUUCAUCCUGGAAUGGGCAGGGUUGGCAAUAGUUUAACAAGGGGCUUGAUAACCUAAGUUAGGUUUGUGGUUGUACAAUGUUGAUUGAUUUGUGAAAUGCCUUAAGUCAAUGUGUAUGACAUUUGGACACAAAUCUUCAAAUCUUCAUAUGUAUGAACAUAUGAACACAGCUUGAUGUGAUAAACUUGUGGAGCAGCAGUGAACCAAUGUGACUGACUCUCUUUCUUUCCGUACUUCUCUCUCCUUUUGCUAGUCGGUCUCACUUUUUUUCUUUUUACCAAGAUACAAGAUUCAAGAGAUUCAAGAUUUGUUUAUUUGUCAUGUGCAUGUUAAACAAGGUCAACAAUGCAAUGAAAUGCCCUGGAUGAGAGGACAACUGGACUCAAAGGGGUAUAGAUAAAGCACACAAUAAGUACUGAAUGAAUACAAUAAAAUAAGGAUACAUAUAUGUAUAUAUAAAUAUAAAUAUAUAUAUAUAUAUAUAUAUAUAUAUAUAUAUAUAUAUAUAUGUUAAAGACGAAUAAAAGUAUGAGAGAAAUAUUUACAAGUGAAAAGGAAGAAAAGGAGAAGGCAGACUCCUGUACCUUCUGCCAGAAGAUAGUAGACAGAAGAGUCUUUGUGCUCGGUGGGUUUUGUUCCUGAUAAUGCUGCAGGCUUUACACAGGCAUCGGCUGAGGUAAAUGUCCUGUAUGGUGGGGAGCCUGCUGCCAGUGAGGAACUCAGCCGUGUGCACUACCCUCUGCGUGCUUUCUGGCUCUGACUGGUGCGGUUCCUGUAGGCUCUAAGUGGCGCACCUGUAGAAGUUUGUGAGGAUUUCAGAGUUUGUUCCAAACUUUCUCAGCGUUCUCAGGGAAUAGAACCUGCAUCAGGCUUUUUUAACCAAAGUGUCCGCAUGUUAAGUCCAGGACAGAUCCUCAGUAAUGUGGAUGGACACUGAGGAACUUAAAGCUGCUGACCUGCUCCACACUGGCACCAUUGAUGUGUAUGGGGUGGUGCUGGUCCUUGCGCUGUCUCCUGAAGUCCACUAUUAUCUCCUUGGUCUUAUUUGACGUUUAGAGAGAGAUUAUUCUCCUGACACCAGCUGGUCAGAUAUUUCACCUCAUCCCUGUAGGCGCUCUCAUUGUUGUUGGUGAUGAGGCCCAGGAUGGUGGUGUCAUCAGCAAACUUGAAGAUCACGUUUGAGCUGUGCCUGGCAGUGCAGUGAUGCGUGAAGAGGGAGUGGAGGAGUGGACUCAGGACACAGCCCUGAGGAGCCCCAGUGCUGAGGACUAGUGUGGAGGAGAGUUGACUGCCAACCUUCACUGCCUAUGGUCUGUUGGUGAGGAAGUCCAGUAUCCAGCAGCAGAUGGACUUCUCCAGGCCCAGGGCGAUGAGCUUUGUGUACAGUUUUGAGUGGAUUAUGGUGUUGAAUGCUGAGCUGUAGUCAAUGAAUAGCAUUCUCAUGUUGUAAUACUGCCCUGCAGCCCGUUUCCGAAGGGAGGGGAUCAUGUUCUACUUUAGUAUGUCACAGUACAUGUUGGCAUUUAUGGUUCCCUCAAUGAACUGCAGCCUCCAGUGCUGGCAGCUCUCAUGCAGCCCCAGACCGUGACACUCCCACCACCAUGCUUGACUGUAGGCAAGACACAGUUGUCUUAGUACUGCUCACCUGAUUGCCAUCACACACUCUGGACGCCAUCUGAACCAAAAAAGUUUAUAUUGGUCUCACCAGACCACAGGACACGGUUUCAGUAAUCAUGUCCUUAGUCUGUUUGUCUUUAGCAAACUGUUUCCUGGCUUUCUUGUGAAUCGUCUUUAGAAGAGGCUUCCUGCUGGGACAGCAGCCAUGCAGACCAGUUUGAUGCAGUGUGCGGUGUAUGGUCUGAGUACUGACAAGCUAACUCCCCACCCCUGUAACCUCUGCAGCAAUAUGUCCAUGUAGAUUCUCAAUCAUCCAGGUCAUGGUUUUCUUGAAGACUCCAAAAUCAGGCAACCGGUUUUGCCCUGCAACAAUGCUGUCCUGUUUAACAGCUGUACAGCAUGGUCUUAGCCACUGUGCUGCAGUUCAGUUUCAGGGUGUUGGCAAUCUUCUUAUAGCCUUGACCAUCUUUAUGAAGAGCCACAAUUCUUUUUUGAGAUUUUCAGAGUUCUUUGCCAUGAGGUGCCAUGUUCAACUUCCAGUGACUAGUAUGAGAGGGUGUGGGACUGUGAACACCAAAUUUAACACAACUGCUCCCCAUUCACACCUGAGACCUUGUAAGACUAAGGAGUAACAUGACACUGGAGAGGGAAAAUGGCUAAUAGGCCCAAUUUGGACAUUUUCACUCAGUGGUGUAGUCACUUUUGUUGUAAGGUGUGUUCACAUUAAUGCCUGUGCAUUGAGUUAUUUUGAGGGGACAGUUAAUGUACACUGUUACACAAGCUGUAAACUGACUUCUGCUCAUUGUUGUACUGUACAUCAUCUCUUAAGUGUUAUCCCAUGAAAAGAUAUAAUUACAUAUUUGCAGCAAAGUGAGGGGUGUACUCACUUUUGUGAGAUACUGUAUAUAUAAGGUGGGAUCACUGGUAUUCAACAAUGUUAUAACAAUGUUUUUUCUAACUCUUUCCCUCAGGGUCACAUUAUGAUAGCAGCAAAAGGAUGUCUCCCACUAAUGAAACCUCUGUGCCAUGGUCACAAAGAAAUGCUGAUCUGGACCAGUUCCAUUCAACAGAGCCCCUGCAAGCCCCACGAACUACUGGCAAGCCUGUUGGCUCCCCUCAUGGACUCCUUGGGGUCAGCAGUGGUAUUCAGGACCCAAGUGCCACUGGUGCCAGUGUCAGUCCAGUCCUUGCCUGGCAUGCUGCCAUUAGUGCUGCUCGCAAAGCCAAGGGAGAUGGUGAAAAGCCCAACUUGAGAUCACAGCCCUCAGUCUGCACUACUGGACUAGCGCCCGUGGGCUCACUUGCACAGAAGAAGAGGCAGCAGUAUGCCAAAAGCAAAAAGCAGGGAGGAUCUACUAAUAACAGACCACCCAGAGCUCUGUUCUGUCUAACGCUGAACAACCCCAUUAGGAAGGCCUGUAUCAGCUUGGUGGAAUGGAAGUAUCCUUUAGCUCAUUGAGUUAAGUUCUAGAUGGGUGCUGAAAAGGCUUUGUUUAUUUUUGUGGAUAGAUUUCUGCAUGAUUUAGUUGGUUUUUAGAUACAUUUUUCCACUUUUACAGCAGAAAUAUACUGAAGGCUACAGAUGUUAGGCUAUUGUAUAAAAAUAGGAAAAGAUACUUAAAUCUUUUUGUCAAGGGAAGUUUUUUUUUAUUCUUCUAAAUACAAUCAAAGCAUCUUUGUCAAGAUAACGUAUUUACAUUCCUGUAAAUGUAAACAACUUAUUUCUUUUACAUGUAAUUUUACCUUAUUAAAAUCAAAGUUUCUCUUCAUCUUUUUAAGAAAUGGCAAAAUUCCUGGACAAGAUAUUGAGAUUCAACCAAAGUGUUAUUAUUAUUAUUUUUAUUUCGAAUUGACAUAACUCUUUUCCUUAAUAGCAUCCUUUCACAGACCAUUUGAUAUCUUUAUAUUGUUGUGUAUAUUUGCAAACUGUGUGGCCUUAGCCAUCUACAUUCCCUUUCCUGGAGAUGAUUCCAAUUCUACCAAUCAAGAACUGGUGAGUAGUAUUCGCAAAUACAGAUGUAUAAGAAUAUAUGCUUUAUGUAUAAGACUGUUUUUUUUGUCACACAUAGGCCUUGCCUGAACUAAAUAAAUUAUUCUAUUUUAACUGAUGUUAAAAUUGGGACAGACUCCACACAUGAUGACAGAUAAUAACAGAUUUAGUGGUUUUGUAUGUGGUGUGCAACAACAUGGUAAUAGCAAACUACAUCCAGAAUCCCCAAACUAAAAACACAGCUAAAUCUCUUGCAGUCAAAUUUGUCCCUGGAGUGCUAAAGAUAAUGACCCUGUCAAUAGCAAUGAUGAUGAUACUAUGAAAGUUGUAUGAUGAUGAUGAUAUGCUGUUUAGCAGCUGUGAUGAUAUUGAUACAGUGUAAUUAUCACAGUAAAAAUGAAUGAAUGACUUAAAAAAAAAAAACAUUGUUCAACACUGUAUGGCAGCACUACAUCCCUACUGGCUUUGAAGCAGUUGUGACACUUAGUCAUGUUGUUCCAUCUUUCGAAGUCUUUGCAUGUUUUGCUUACUGUCAGAUGUAUGUUGCGUUGGACAAAAGUGACAAGCAAGUGCAUUUUAGAAUUGUAAGGUAAACAAACAAGGUGGACUGUGGGAGCUGGCUGACGGUGAUAGCCAAUAGCACACACAAAAUCCUCAUUUAAAUAGGGCGGCACCACUUUUGCACUUGCUAUCAAUUGUGUACGCAAUCAUAGUAGAUAACCCGCAACCAACUAAUAGCACAAGCAAUUUUUUUGUUUGCACACGCAAUUUAGUGCUCGUUAUUUGGGAUCUUGAAAGAUCAUGCCCUAACGGUAGAUGCAACACAUUUGCAUUGGUGAAUGGCUUGUCUGUGGAUUAUGGGAGGGGGACUUUCCAGGCAAUGUUUGGAUUGAUGUGUUAGGUUUCACUGCUUUGUUGAUGCACAAAAACACUGGUAAACCUGCAAGCAUGCACACACAUACACGCAUGCCAACAUGGAUGCCAACAGGUCAUCCUAGUGUGUCACAUGAGCUUCCUGUCUUUUCAGAGCAGCCUUGUGGUGAAAUGGCAGCAAAACAGAGUUUAAAAAACAGUUUGUUUUAGUACCCUGAUGAUUCAAGUUAAUUUGAUAGCACAACUAUUUUAAUGCAAUAUACAUACCCUCAAUUAUAUAUUUUGGUCCUUCAAUUAUACACAUUAUAGUUCAUACAAGAAUACGGUAUCACAGUGGAGUUGUAUUAAAGCUCCUGUAAUUAACAUAUAUGUCCUGGACAUAUGUAAAAAGUGUUUUUGACAAUAAGUGUUGACCUGCUUACUGUAACAGUUACUUAUCACAAGUAUGUGCUGUGGAAAUAGAAAGCUUUUUGUGCUGUAAAUGACCUAUCCCCAGCAGCAGUAGCCAUUCAGGGUCAUAACACAGAAAUCAUCUAGCUUGUUGCUAAUGAUCUUGUUUGCAUGUGUUAAUUUUGUAAAUACAUCACAGUAAGUUUAGUCUUUUUUUUUUGCUAAUAGUCAAAUCAAGUCAAAGUUUAUUUCUAAAGCACAUUUGAAAACAACCUCGUGCAACGUGCUGUACAGGAGUGCAAUAUAAUCAUGCAUACACUUACUAAAAAAACAGUAAUGGAAUAAAAACAAACACGAUAUUAAAAAAACAAAUAUAAAAAAGUUAGUUAGUUAGUUGGCAAUUAUGUCAGUGAGAUCAUUUCUCCUUGUCUGGUAGCAAACACUUGGACUUAACAAUCAAACGGAAUUUGAGAUGAUGGAAGUAAUCUGGAUGGUUGCUUUGGAGAUACCUGCUAGAUCAUGAAAGCAUAUGACAAGUACAAUUUUUAUGUAAAUGCCCCCCAUGCACAAAUAUGCCAAAUGUCAGGUUUAGCACCAAAAACUUCCUAGAUGAUCACAUCUAGCAGUGCUCAAUACAGGACUACAUAUCACAAUUGAGGACGGCUCUACGCAGGGGCAAGAGGGAGCAACACCCUCUCAAAUAGAUGUCUUGCCUCCUCAAAUCAAAAUUGUUUAAGUUAAGAAAGCACAUUUUAAUACACCCACAAAAUUAAUAUAUUACAAGUUGACAAAAAUAACCUGCAAAAGCAGAACUAUUUGCAGAAACAGGGACAAGAUACAAUAUCAGCUUCCUUCAAUUUCUCUGUCCCUUCGCAUUGUAUACCAUCAGUGGCUGCGCAGCACACACACGUGCACAUCGCCCACACAUACACACACACACACACGCACGCACGCACGCACACACACACACACACACACUUCCCCCUUUUAGGCCUUAGUAAACUUCCAACCACCGUAGUAUGCAAAUGAGCCAAGAUGUAGCCUGAGUGUGGUGCCAGGUUUCAACACGGAGUAUCUUACCAAAGUCUCUGCCAAACUUGUCUUAGUGACUCGUGAGAUAGUUAAUAAUCAACAACAACAACAAAAACAAAGUACCGUUAAAUAUAACGAUAUUUGUUCAGCCAACUGGGGAAUAAUCUUGCAGAGGACAAGCGGCCUGUGUCUAAUUUUGGUGAUCUUCGCCCAUGAGAAGUCUAUAACAAAUAACUUGGGCAUGGUUCAUCCAUGCCCAAGUUAUUUGUUAUAUGAUUGUUUGUGAGAUUUUUUGGAAGGGGAAACUGGAGACUGUUGUUGGAGAGUGGAGUAUGGAAUAAAGAGAUUGGAGUGGAGAGGAGUAAGGUCCUUUCUUUCAAUCAAGUGGUCAGGUAACACUAACCCUGCCUCUUGGGGUCACUUAAAUACAACUCAGGGCUAAUUGAUUUCUCAGGUGUGGUUAAAACCUAGUUGAUGUGUUUUGAAAGCACAGAGCCCUGCUUUCACUUGUCUGAUUCUUUUCUAAUCAACAUACUGCAUCUUGUGUAAAGACUUCAACAGGUUCUAUCUGGUUCUGCUAAAGGUUUCUGUAUGUUAGGAGGUAGUUUUUUUGCCCACUGUACCUGGCUAAGUGCAGCAAGUGCUGUGCUCAUGGUGACUCAAUAUAAGAUCAGGUUGGAUCUCAUCUUUUUUGUGGGGUUUGUGUCAGUAAAAUAAAUAAAAGAGAAUGGUUGAGACCUGUCUUUAUUACAAGGCAUCUUGAGAUAACAUUUUGGUGUGGAUUGACUACAUGGAUAAAGCCUGCUAAAUAAAUAGAUGAAAAUAAAUUUUAAGAGGCAUUGAAAGCAUAUUUACUGGCUCUUUGAAUGGCUCUGUAACUGUUUUUGUCUAGGACGCAUGAAAUUAGAAGGAAAACUAAAGCAACGUGCAUGGUACUCAUGGUGAUUUUAGAUAAUUUGAGAGUUUUCUGGUCAUGUAUACUGUAUUUGCCUGUAAAAGUUUCCAUUGUAACAAACCACCUCUCAGUCCAUUUUGUUAAGCACUCUGUUUUAAUAAGAGAACAUCCCAUUUAGACGAGGAAAACGAAUAUUAAAGACUGCCAAAGUAUUUUGUACUGGUGGCUGUGGGAUACAUGGUGUUUGCCUUUGUAUAUAUGAAAAUAUGUUUAAGAGUGAGGUGCUGAGUAUUCAGGACAAGAGAAAGUGUGCACAUGUGCUCAAGUCAUGUGUGAAUGUUUGUUAGAGAGGGGGUUGAGGGAUUAAGCUAGGCAGUGGAUUAGUUGUCUCUACAUUAGUGGAGGCUGCAGAGAGACGGUAGGAAGAGAGAGAUAGAUCAGAGGAUAGGUAGGGAAAUGUAGGGCAUGGCUGGUGACUGACUGAAUUAAUGCUCUAUUUACUGCAUUUAUGUCUUCACAAUAAACUUAUAUAAGAUAUUAUUGUUAACCUGGUUUUUUAGUUGGAAGCACAAGUACAAACCUCCUGCUGUAUCUCAUCAGAGCAAGCAGUCAUUUUCAGGUUUGUUUAACAUUAUCUUCUUGGGCAGGGGUUCCUCUGGGCAGAGGUUGGACUUAGAUGCAACUGAGUCCAGUUAUUUCUGACAUGAACAGACCAGUCACUGUUCACAUAGUCUUAUUAAAAUGUGCUAUGAAGUAUGUGUGAAUAUCUUUUGCAGCAGACCUGUCACAUACAGUAUAUUAAGUUAAAACACUACAAAGACAUGAUAUUUUAUGUUCAAACUGGAAAAAAAUCUCAGUUACUUUGCAAAUGUUCACUCCUUUUGAGUGUGAUGCCUGCAACACACUCCAAGAAGCGAGGCAUGGCCUUGUUUAUUACUGUUACAUCAACUUUCCUAUGAACGGUUCUCAAUAAGUGUUUAGGAACAGACUACACACAGUUUUCCUCUUUGCCUCAGUCCACCUCAGAUGAGCUCUGCCCAGAGAAGCUGGGGUUAGUUGUUGAUAUAUGGCUUUGGCUUUACAUGGUAGAUUUCAAAAGGAGGGGAUUCAAUCAGGACUCAACAAAGAGUUUGUCUGAGGUGCUCUUUGGAAUGGGAUUCACAAAGUCAUUGAAGCAAGAAGAGAGAAAACAGAGAUUGCCACUUGGCCUUAGAGGUUUGACCUUUAGUUGUCACCAGAUGCAGGUCAAACCUCUUAGGCCAAGUGACAAUUUCCUAUUGGAGAAGCACCCCUUAAAAGGCCCUACCACAACCUAGCAUCUGUUUUCUUUACUUCCUGAUGAUGGCUUGAUGCCAAAACGCAUUUAAGUUUUCUUUUUUGGUCUACAUGACCAUGCCAUUAAAUAAAGACAUUUUAAUAUAAUUAAGAGAGUGUCUUUGAGUUUUUUCUCUCUUUUGAAAGGGUAGAAUUUGAACUUGCACUUGUAGUUGUAGCAACAAACUGUGUUAACUGACAACGUUUUUCUGAAGUGUUGAGCCCACAUGGUAAUAUCCUAUCAAGAGAUGGUAGUUUCCUUCUUUGGGUGGUCUGUACUGUCUGUGCUGGUUAGAACUGUGGAUGAUCUCCAAAAUACUUGAAGCCCAUCACCAGGUAGAAUUAUUUUGGUACUGCUGCUAGCACCUGGUGGAAAUCAUGACUGGCCUUGUUUGCCACUGUACUUUUGUGCUUUGUCAUCAUCUACACCAUUUAUGUGUUUGUCAAUGCCUCUGUCUGGUAAAUUCUGCGCUCUCUUAUGUUUAUGCUCACAUACCUGUUCCAAUAAUGUGUGUGCGUGUGUGUGUGUGUCAGAGAGGGAGAUAGAAAGAGAGAGAUAGAGAGACAGAGAGAGAGAUAGAGAGAGAGAGAGAGAGAGAGAGAGAGAGAGAGAGAGAGAGAGAGAGAGAGAUUCUGCGAAAAGACUAUUAGGUUGUGUCAUGAAUCUUGCAUCAAGGAUUAAAGGUUUAGAGAAGAGGGGAAGUAUGGGUUUCACUGUGAGGCCUGUGUCUGUAUGUGUAUGUUUCUGUGUGUGUCUGUGUGUGUUGGCAUAUUUUUUGCAUGUUCUUCUGUAACAAAAAAACAAACAAAAAAACAAACAAAAAACAACAGAAUCAAGAAUUGAUAAAGCAUUUCAAUUUGAGUGACAAAUUUGCUUUUGUUGCAAAAGCCAUUCCAAUUUUAUACUUGCAGAGUUCCUGAGAUGCACCAGAAAUGAGUGAUUCAACAUUCAACCUUCCUUCAACGAGCAUUAUGAAAGUGGUUUACUUCUCUUGAGGAGAGAAUUGACCAGUGGCGAUUGCUCUAAGACUGCAAGGGAAGCUCGGCUUCCCUUAAAAUGUCACCCCCCAAAAAAAAGAAAAAGUGGUGAAAUACGUACUGCUGUGUGUACAUUUCAUUAACUAAAUACGCACUAGAAAGCCUUCAUCUUUUGUUCAGACACUGUGAUAAGAAGCUGAUAAUUAUAGGUAACCGGCAUAACUUCGUUCUCAUUCAUCCUCGCAGCGCCUCAGCGCUUUAAACAGCCGGACGCUGGGCUUCUGCUGACUUCAAUGUGGAAGCUUAAAGUGGGUUGUUCCAGCAGCGAAACUAGACGCUCAUUGGAUAAAUGCUGGGCUUUGUCCCGCCCAAUGGAAGCUAAGCUUCACUGGAGUUCUAUGGCGAGAGGGCGGUCCCGACUUUCUCCCGGACUGCAAGCUUCUGCAUCCAUGAUUGGAUGAGCUGUCUGAGGCGAAAUCCUUUUUUGAUUGACAGCUAAACAAGCGAAUCAGCGAUCUUGAAGAAUAAAACAUCUACCAGAGCAUUUUCCAAGUCAUUCAUUCCGUUGUUCUUAACUGCUCCGGAGACUUUACCGAUCCUCAGCGACUUCUGUCUUUAUUAAAAACGACUGCCGUUGUGUUUGGCGACUCUGUUCUGUUACAUACUAAUAAACAAAUACAAUUAUGAUGUAGGCCAGAAAAAUGAGCUUCCCCUCAUUGAAAGACCAGCAGCCGCCACUGGAAUUGACACAUUCUGUAUAUUUACUUGAACAAAUCUGCAUCAUAAUAUUGUUAUCUUGACUUCUUAGUACCUGCUGUCCAAAAAUAAAUUUCAGAAAAGCUUUAGUGUAUGACUUAAUAUUCAGAAUGAAAUUGAAACAGACUACCCCUGUGAGUCCAAUUAACUUGAGACUUGACAGCUCAAGGAUCGUACUUAACAUCCACCACAGGAACUCCCUCAUUAGGGCACACAGAUUUUUCUUUUUUCGAUCUCUUACAAACACACAGGGCAAUGCUCAGAAAAACAAAUGGUGUGGCUACAGCGAGAACAAACCUCACAGAUUGGGCUUACACAUUAGUUUCAUAUACAUUAGUUUAGUUUCAGAUGCAACAGAAACCUGGUCCUCUGAGUUGUUUGUCUCUUCCAUGGCCUACAGCUAAUAACCUUAAUCUACUUUUCUUUGUGACUUCCAGUUUCUUUUGCAUGUAUUGCAUAUGCACAUCUGAAAACUGUCCAGAAAUUUGCAGGAACUCCAUGCCCAGAAAAUUUCCUAUGUACACAGGUGUCUCACAGUGAGUAACCUUACCUGUGCAACAAGGGGGUUGAUGAGUUGGGGAUGGGGUUUGAGUCUCUGGAGGUAGGACAUGAUGACAAGGGCAAUGCUGUGAAACCUACAAUUACAUGUUUAGAUGUAGGGCUCUAAUUUUGUGCCUGUGCCCUGAGCAGUAGUAAUUUACAGCAGUGCAGCCCCGUGCACAGCCAAUUUGGUAGACUGAGGUGCACCAAGAUGUGCCAAGAUGGGCGUGGCGGCACAGUAGGGGAAGGUGUCGACAACAUUUGAAGGUGUUGACAGCUUGCACAGCUGGUCAAGUGGUAAAUUGGUGGACGGUCGUAGCAGUACGCACUAGUAACUAGUCACCAAUACCUCACAGGCAGGUUUCCACAGUGUCAGGCUCAUUUCAGAGCAAUAAAUAGUCAACAACAAUCACUAUUCAGUGCAACUAUCCCAGUCAGCUGAUACAUUUGAUGGAUUCCUUCUAGGAAGUUUUGGAAUGAAACUCAAUUUGUUUACAAUUACAAAUUCGAGCUUUUGCCCUCAGGCUGUCGUUUUAGGGCUCCUAUGAGGAGGACUAAGAGACUUCAGUCUCAUACUCCUAUAUGUGCACAUACAACAAAAAGGUAUAACAAAAAGUUGGCUCUGUGGCUGGGAUCUAGUUGGACUCAUUGGAGGAUGUGAUGGAGGGAUGCACACUGAAAAAGGUGGAGGUUAUUCUAGAGAACAUGGAUCAUCCAAUUAACAACACCUUGAUGGACCAACAUAACAACAGUGGUAAAUCAACCUAACGGUCUUUGAGGUGUAGCACACAAAACAUUAGUCAGCAUUCGAUUCUGUCUGAUACUGACUGCGUGUUCUAAGUUGUAUGAAAUUCAUGAAGUCAUUCUUCUGUGUCCUCUUGCAUUCUCACGACUGCUCUCCUCUCUCAACCUUUGGCGACAUAAUAGUUUGUACCACUUUUGCACAAUGUGUUGAGGAUAUAUUGUCCACCAUUAACUCAAGUAGAAACUACAACUUCCUCAUGCUUGCAUCAAUAUAAUUUUCUCUUCGAUAAAGUUUAAGUGAAAGCUUCUCAAGGAAAGAGGGCCGCACUUUCACUGUGCAGAGGCAUGAUGGCACUUCUGUUUCAGUACAUAUACAUGUAUAGACACUCAAAUACACAUUCCAAAUAUAUCUUGUGGUCUUGAGAGUGAUAGUUUAUUAGUAUAUAAUCUGGCCAUAGUGGGACUGUGAUAUGAAAUACAAUGAGGUGUGACCCAGAUGAGGGUGGGCACACGGGGUGGGCAUACUAUUUCAAUUAUCCAUUUUUCUUAUUCUCUUUGAGAAAGAAAGAAAGAAAGAAAAACUGUGUCUUUUCAAUGUUUCAUUUUAGUAAUGAUUCUAAUGUCUGACAGACAUGACAGGCAUUAUAUUAUUAUUAUCAUUGUUAGUAGUUGUAAUAGUAGUAGUAGUAGUAGUAGUAGUUGUUGUUGUAGUUGUUGUUGUUGUAGUUAUAUUUAUUGCAUGUUAUAUCACAAUUUUGCAAAUUUAAUUAUAAACAUGUAUUUUAAUUUAUUUUCCUAGUUAUGGACUUCUCUGAGUUUUUUUCAGCUUUUUAAAGCAAAAUCUUAGGUUGUAACUAUGCUUUCUCUCUCACAAGUUUUCCCAUGUUGAGUUCACUGUGUGCAAACACUAGAGGAAAAAAACUGUCCAUGGCUUUCAUGCUAGUAUGGUUAAGUUUAUGUUAAGGUAUGGUUUGUGAAUCAUUUGGAGCAGUAUCACACAUAUUAGGGUUGUUCUAGAAUUAAUGAUUGAAUUGAUAUUUAUUUCAAAUGACAAAAAUAUUUACAUUGCCAAAAUUAUGAAUAUGAGUCAGGUAAUGGGAAAAUGACAACAUUAGAUAUUAUAAAACUGAAUUCAAGGGAAGGAAUUUGUUAAUGUUGUUUCAAAUGAACUUCCUACUUAAGAUUUAAUAACACAGCAACACCAAAUUAAUUAUUAACAGAGUAACAGACAUAUGCCCAGCCUGCAAACAUUGCACAUGUCCAUAUUAAGUUUCCCUCAUAAGUGAAUGCAGACUGCUAUUGUCAGAUCAAAACAAGCAAAUACAAAUGGUGGGUGCAGGCAUGUGGGUUCACUGAAGAACCAAAGUGCCCUUAUUUGGAUGUUUGAAAACGUGGUCACCUUAUAUUAGUGGGAACAGAUGUGUGCAGAGAAAACAAAAACAAACGUAUUUAUGGCUUGACAGAAUUUUGUAGAUUUAUUGUGGUCUUAUGAAGCUUAUAUGAAACAACAUAAGAAUGAGAAUGUUAGUGUUGUUCUGUGAAGAUUCAAAUGUCUCUGAGGCCAGAUGAAAUGCACAGAUGAAUGCAGGUAAAUCAGUUGGGCAGCCAGAAGAAGGCUAAUCAGUUCCUAUCAACCUGUGUUUCCAUUCGUUUUAAUCAGAUUAAGAAAAGCCAGAGAAGCUAAGGAUAGCCAGUUCAUUGUUCAAGAACAGGAAGACGGGAAGACAAAAAAGACAACAGGAGGAAACCAGAGAUGGGGACUCGUCAUGACAAGUCAUUGUGACUUGAACUUAAGUCACUGUUUUGAUGACUUGUAACUUGACUUGGGGAAAAAAAAUGAAAGACUUGAGACUCUACCUGGAUUUGAACGUUAAAGACUCAGGACUUGAGACAUGACGACUUGAGUGACUUGAGUUUUGUUUAUUUCAUGGUUUCAGUUUUGAUAUCAAUAUAAAAUAAAUAUUAAUAAUACCUGCAGGCUGAGAAUGACACGUCAUCAACACCUGUAGAUCCGUCAUGCACUCUCUGCCGUCUGCAGCAGGCAUACCCAGAGUCAUCCUCUAUGGAUUUAAAAAAUUACCACUACAAGGCCAAACAACAGAGAGUAGAAUGUAAGACAUGUGGGACAAAGAGUUCAGACAGCCAGAUUGCAACGUUAAACUUUGUCCAUAAGUGCUUGUAUGCUAGCAGAUACUAUCAUGUUUGUCAGUCAGCUUAAUAAUAUGAUGUGAUGUGAUAACAUUUGGCAAACGUUCCGACCUGUUCAUCACAUGAGCCAGCAACAGCAGGAUAAAUGGGCUAAAUGACAUGCCAGCCAACUCACAAUCAUUUCGUUUUUCUUUUAUUAAUUAAUUGUACUUGUGUGGAACAAUAAGCCAUGUUGUGCAGUAGCCACGUGAGACUUAGGCUGGUUGAUCUGCAAGUGAGGUCACCCUCAUGGCACUAAAUUCUUGAUACCGGUAGCAAACAACUCCUCAGAUGUGAUCGGGAUAUAUGGACUACUCCAAUCUGAUUGUACUUAUAAUGUCAGGCCGUGUUGACUAUGAGACUGACAGGCUUUCAAGCUACACAUUUUCAUAUGCAGUGAAAAUUGAAUCAAGUGCUGAGAAAGUAAACUUUGCAAUGAUGAGGUAGGCCUACCUAAAGAUUUUGUUAAAACUGAGUAACACAAGGGUCUGAAGUCAAAAUACUGAAAUACUGUUUGAGAUGGACUAAAUGAAGUUCUGGUUUAAAAAUGGAGUAGUUAGAAGCUAAAAAUACUUGUAAUAUUACUUAAAACAGAUCAUUAAGGUCCAUGCUGUCAUUUUUGUUUAGUUUGAUUCCAUGUAUUUAACUGAAUAUCAGUAGUUACAAUGCAAGGGAUGAAUUGGCCAAUAACGUUGUGACAAUUACUAAUAUCUUGUCUUUUCACUUUAUUUAGAUCAGAUUGUGCACGUAAUAAGGCAACUGGACUUGACCUAUUACAGGACUUGACUUGACUUGACUUGACUUGACUUGACGUAACCUUUGACUUGACUUGACUUGCCCAAGAAAAAAAUGACUGGGGACUAACUCCUUAGUCCAGUGCUUAGUGGAAAUUAAACAAUGGAAAACAAGUGAAAACUGCCUCUUUCAGCUGAGGAAAAUCUCUAAGCUUAGGAAAAUGGUGUCACAAAAUGACUCGGAGCUCAUCAUCCGUGCCUUUGUAUCUUCACGUUUAGACUAUUGUAAUCGCUUGUUUUCAUGUCUGAACAAAAAGGAGCUGUCUCGUCUGCAAUCGGUGCAAAACUCUACACAGCAAGGAUUCUGAUCUGCAUGAAAAGGAGGACUCACAUAUCUCCGCUAUUCUUAAAGGGAUAUUCCGGCAUGAAAUUAGGUUAGGGUCACUACUCUAUCAUUUCCUUGAGGUAAUAAUCGUCAUAUUUAUGAUUUUGCACUGCAGAUGCGGUAGUUCUUCUGCCUUAGCGUCUUGGGCUGAUUGCGUUACCAUGAGGAAAUGAUUAUUAAUUAUAUGUACUGUUGAUGAAAUUAGGUGAGUUCUGAGCAUUAUUUGUGGCUAUAGAGUGCCACUUUGGUUGAUCGUGUGGCUCUCUGUAUUGCUAUCAUGCGGUCGUUAAUGAAGUUGGUAGGCUAUAACUAGGCUAUAACAUUCAUCUCUCAAGGGGGUGUCUAACUCGGUGUAUCUCGGAAUAUCCCUUGAAAGUGCUACAUUUAAUGCUCUAGUGCUACAUGUAAUCUGAUCCAGCCUUACACCCCCACUUGGGCUCUGAGGUCUGUGGAUCAGAAUCUACUGAUGGUUCCACGCAUUUGUUUUUGGACCAAAGGAGACCAAUCUUUCCAGGCUGUUGCUCCCAGGCUUUUGAAUGAUCUUCCUUUCUCUCUGUGCUUAAUUCACACUGUUGACUCCUUUAAAAGCCAACCUAAGACACAUUUAUUUGCUCAGGCUUUUGUUUAGUUUUUUGGGGGGCUGCUAUGAUGGUUAAAGGGAUAUUCUGGCGUAAAAUUAAUUUAGGGUCAAAUACACUGUAACACCAAGUUAGACACCCCCUCGAGAGAUGAAUGUUGCCAAUCGCUUGCUUGUCUAGUUAUACCAACUUUAGUCAAGACCGCAAGAUACACAACAGUCUGAGGAGUCAUAAACAAACCUCAACCAAAACGCCACUCUAUAGCCACAAAUAAUGCUCAGAACAGCACUUAACUUCAUCAACAGUACAUACAAGGCUUAAGUUUUCUUGCAAAAUGUCUUGACACAAUUAGGAAUUCAUUUUUCCGUUGAUGACAGCAAUCUGUCCAAACCAUGAGGCAGCAAAGCAGCCCCAAACCAUGAUGCCCCCUUCACCAUAUUUAACAGUUGGGAUGAGUUUUUGAUGUUGGUGUGCUGUGCCUUUUUUUCUACACAAAUAGCGUAGUGUGUUCCUUCUAAACGACUCAAUUUUGGUUUCAUCUGUCCUCAGAAUAUUUUGCCAGUAGUGCUGUAGAACAUCCAGGUGCUUUUUUGCAAACUUUAAAUGUGCAGCAAUGUUUUUCUUUGACAGCAGUGGCUUCCUCUGUGGUGUCCUCCCAUGAACUCCAUUCUUGUUCAAUGUUUUACUUGUUGUAGAUUUAUCAACAAAAAUGUUAGCAUGUGCCAGAGAUUUUUUCAGGUCUUUAGCUGACACUCUAGGAUUCUUUUUCACCUCACUGAGCAUUCUGCAUUGGCUCUUGUGGUCAUCUUUACAGGACGACCACGCCCAGGGAGAGUAGCAACAGAGCUGAACUUUCUCCAUUUAUAGACAAUCUGUCUUAUUGUAGACACAUAAACAUCAAGGCUUUCAGAGAUACUUUUGUAACCCUUUCCAGCUUCAUGUAAGUCAACAAUUCUUGAUCGUAGGUGUUCUGAGAACUCUUUUGUGCAAGGCACGGGUCACAUAAGGUAAUGCUUUUUGAGAACAGCUCACUGAGAACUGGUAUGUGUUUUAUAGGGCAGGGCAGCUUUGAUCAACACCUGCAAUCUCAUCACAUUGAUAGGACUCCAGGUUGGCUGAUUCCAGGCUCCAAUUAGUUCUUGGAGAAGUCAAUAGCCUAGGGGUUCACAUACUUUUUCCACCCUGCACUGUGAAUGUUUACAUGUUGUGUUCAAUGAAAAAAUGAAACAUAUUGCUUUGUACAGUAUAAGUUUAAGCAAAAUGUGUUUGUCUAUUGUUGUGACUUAGAUGAAGAUCAGAGCACAUUUCAUGCCCAAUUUAUGCAGAAAUUCAAGUAAUCCCAAAGGGUUCGCAUACUUUUUCUUGCAACUGUAUAAUCACUUCUUCAUGGAAAUGCAAUCAGACCAAGAUGCUAAGGCAGAAAAACUACCGCGUCUGCAGUGCAAAAUGAUUAAUAUGAUGAUUAUUACUUCAAAGAAAUGAUAAGGGGUGUCUAACUCGGUGUUGCGGUGUGUUUGACCCUCAAUUAAUUUUACGCCGGAAUAUCCCUUUAAUGUUGUUGUCUUGGCCUUUUAAAUUUGUAUGUACAUUUUUACUUUUUAUUUAUGUGAAGCACUUUGUGACUUUUUUUCUGUGAAAGGUAUAAAUAAUGUUUACUUACUUACUUACUUGCUUGCUUGGGACUUGAAGGUUAAGACUUGAGACUUACUUGAGACUUGGACAUGUGUGACUUGGUCCCAUGUCUGGAGGAAACCAAUAUCCCUACCAACAAGGGCUCAGUUUCUUUUUACGAAAUAUAAUGAAACCUUCAGCUUCCAUAAUCUGACUCCAGUCUAAAUGAACUGCAUGUUGUAGUGAUGGGAAGAACAGUUCUUCUGACUGUACUGAAUCUUUAGAAUCCGUUCAAUAAAACGAUUCAUUCAAAAGAUUCAUUAACUGAAUCAGUCAGUACUUCGGAGCCCCGUCCUGCCGGUGCAGGGGUGUGGCGUCGUUCACUUACUGCAGAGCUCUGGUUCAUUCACUGAGGCUAAGAUAAAACAGUGCAUUAUAGUGCUUUUACAUUAAUACACGUGUAUAAACUUUCCUGCACGAAGGAUUUAAUUUCAGCCGAUUUAAAGCAUUACGCUAUUUCAUAUCUUUAAAAGUAGCAGAAUCCUGCUACAGCUGCAAUGUUUAUUUAUUUUGAAUCUCUUCACUUUUCCGCAAUAUAGAGGAACAAUGACUCUGGCUCGUUUAGCAGGCUUGCUGCUGUGUUGUUUCCGCCGACGGCGAAACACAGAGAGGUGAGUUUUUCUGGGCAGGGGAGUGAUUCUUCCUUCAGGACUUGGCAAAUGAACUACAUGUGCCACCCAGUGAACGAUGCUGUGACUUCAGCAGCAGGGGAAGGGAGGGGCUUGUUCAAUGAACAAACUCGCUGCUGUGUCACCUAGUGGUUUACUGCACCGGUAGGACGGAGCUCCGAAGCACUGACUAAUUCAGUUAAUAAAUCUUUUGAACGAAUCGUUUUAAUGAACGGAUUCUAAAGAUUCAGUACAGUCAAAAGAACUGUUCUCUCCAUCACUACUGCUAUGCCUAUAGUCGAUCAGUUUCCCCCACAGACACAUCAAGAGGAGCAGCAGCUGUCUGUUUUAUUCUGUUGACAAUAUAUGACAGUAAUUCAAUUUUGCCUCAUGUCCAUGACGCAUCUCUUAUAUAAUGAUAAAUGUGUAUCACUUUCUAUCAUUCAACACUCCUCUGCACUCCUCACCAUUGCACCAUUCAUUUAACCUUUAUUUAACCAGAUAUUCCCAACGAGAUUAAAAAUCUCUUUUACGAGAGAGACCUGGCCAAGGUAGCAGCCACACUGUCAUGAAUAAAAAAAAACAAAAAUUAAAACAAUAAAACAGAGUAACAGCUGUUCAGAGAAUGUGGCCUUUCAUGAAAAACAGCAACAUUUAUCCUUCACUGCAUUCUUUAUGCUGCUCUUAAAAUUAUGGAAAGAUAUUCGUGAUUUUAAUCUGGUAGUUUUUUAAAGCAUUUUUUGUGUAUAUAUAUUCUUUAUUUUUGUAGUGACCAUUGUUUUGACUCUUAUUGUGGCAUGUUUUGAAGGUACAGUGGUUAAAAAUGGUAACAUUUUGCAAUGCCUUGCAAUCAGAUUCUAGAUUGAAAUCUUCCGUUGCUCACUCCUUUAAGGGGAACAGAUGCUCAUGACCACUAUGACCUUGUAUUAAACUUUUUAAAGAAUGCCUAUCUGUAUAAUUUAAUUUGCACACAAGCAAAUAGUUACAUAUUUAAAUCUCAGAUGCCUGAACCAAGCCAAUGACAACAUUCACUUAUUAAUUUACUGCAUAUUGAUUUUCAGAUCUUACUUUUAUACACUACAGGCCAAAAGUUUGGAAGCAAGAUCAGAUUUGUACAAAAAAAGAUCAUAGUUUCAUAUAUAUAAUUUGCAACACAAUAAACAUGACUAUUGUGUAAAGAGUAACUUAUCAGAAGACAUUUUGACUAUAAUUAUUAGGUAUUUGAGUUAUUGUUGCUUAGACUUUGCUUUCUUUAAAGUAACCUCCUCUGACUUUAACAACAGCUUGGCAUAUACCAGGCGUUCGUUCCACAAUUUUUUUAAGGUAUGUUCCAGGGAUUGCAUUCCAAGCUUUCUUAAGUUCAUUAAAAAGAAACUGCUGAUUCGUGGGACACGUUUUUCUGACCGACCGAUCCAACUAAUCCUGCACGAGCACAAUUGAGAAAGGUCUGGAGACUGAGGGGGCCAAACCAUCUUUUGAAGAACACCUUCCUCUUCUUUUUUUGUCUAGGUAACCCUGACAGAGCUGCUUAGGGUAAUUGUCUUGCUGCAAAACAAACUUAUGAGCCACAAGUCUUAGUCCAGAUGGAACAGCAUGGUGCUGGAGGAUGGAGUGGUACUGUUCCUUCUUCAUGAUACCCUUUACUUCAAACAAAUCUCCUACUCCAUCACCUGCAAAACAUCCCCAUACCAUGGAACUACCACCUCCAUGCUGAAUUGUGGGUGUAACACAUGGUGCUUUCAGAUGUUCACCAGUUUGUCUACGGACAUAGACUCUGCGUUUUGAACUGAAUAGUGCAAACUUGUUUCUAGUCAUCAUAAGUCCAAUUUUUGUGAGGUUUUGCCCACUCAUAUCUCUUUUUCUUGUUCUGUGGACGAAGUAGUGUUUUUUUGCAGAUACACAACCCUUCAGAUCAGACUUUCUCAAACAUAAUUUCACGGUUGUCAGAGAUAUGGGUUUCAACCUUGUCAUGUUGAUUUCCUCCCUUAUUUGUGGUGCUGUCUUUCGCCGAUCUCUCUUACUGGUGACAAUGCUAUGUUUAUCCUCUCUUUUGUAGUAACUUUCUUUAUCCAGGUCUUUUUCUAUCAUCAUAACUUCCAGGUUCCUCUAGUCUCUUCAGAGUGUAGUGGACUCCUUUGUUAAACACCUUUAGGUGUUUUGCAAUUUCUCUUUCUGUGUAUCUUUCUUUCCUCAAUGUACAAAUCUGUACUUUUGUUUCUUUACUCAGUUGCUUCUUGCUAGCCGUUUUUCCGGUAGUUUGAACGCAGUUUGAGAUUUAUUAGGAAUUUUGUAUGCAGACUCUAAAAAGCCAAAAAGUUGAAGUGAAUAAUCCAACUGUGAUUUAUUUUUUUGCUUUUGCACUUAAGUUGUGACUCUUGCAAAUGUUUUCAACCCUAAAACUAAGCCCUUAUUAUCUUUUGCUGACAUAUAUUUAGCAAUGGUCUGUUAACAUCAAUGUAAAUCUAAAGGUAAAUGGAGUAAAAUGGUGCUUUUCCAUGAAAGCAACAUCUGAUCAUGGAGUAAAUACAUCCCAAAAUACAUAAAACUCAUGCUGGAUUUAAAAAAAAGCAUUGUAAAGAAAAACUUGAAGUUACUCCCAACUGUUCGGCCUGCAAUGGCCUUGCUUCCAAACUUUUGGCCUGUAGUGUAUAUUUAUUGUUUCUCUUCUUGUUCUCUCAUAAGUUACUGGCUGAGAACGGCAAAAAAGUAAAACAGGACCAAAACAUUCAUUUAGGGAAAAAUGACUGCAAUAUAAUUAACAAUUUUUCUUCUUGUCCUGUUUCCCCUAUUUACAACCUUGUUUUUCUCCACCGUCUCUUUUAUCUUCUCCCCCUAACAGGAAACAGUGGAAUAUGCCUUCCUGAUCAUAUUCACAAUAGAGACAUUUAUGAAGAUUAUUGCCUAUGGCUUGGUCAUGCACCAAAACUCUUAUGUCAGAAACGGCUGGAACAUGCUUGACUUUGUCAUUGUCAUAGUGGGGUAAGUUCAUAGUUGGCACAUUAUACUAUGUGUAAACAUUCUCAGUGGAAGGAAAGAUAUCUUUCUAGAGACACAGUUGAGUCAUAACUUCAAUACACUAAAUCAUGUGCACAAAUGUCCGAAUUUCUCUAAUUUUCACAAACACAUACACAGACUUACACUCACAGAGGAACUUAAAGGGAUAUUCCAGCAUAAAUUUAAGUUGUGGUCAAACACACCGUAGCACGGAGGUAGACACCCCCUGAGAGAUGAAUGUUGCCGACUGCUUGCUUCUCUAGUUGUACCAACUUUGGUAACGACUGCACAAUAGCAUUACACUGUGGUCUACGUCUCCACACCCAAAUCUCAACCAAAAAGCCACUCUAUAACUACAAAUAAUGCACAGAACAGCACCUAACUUCAUCAUCACUACAUAUAGGGUCCCAGCCAUAGAGCUAGCCAUCAAACAGCUUUUUAGCUUUGCCUGGUUUCUUUAGCAAAGAGACCAAACACAACUCACUCACUCUCCUCCUGCAGCUGCUUGUUUGUGGAGGAGCCCUGACGAGUCGAUCACCGAGUGCAGCUGAUCAUUUCCAUGAAGUAAAAAUCAUCACAAUAUUCAUUUUGCACUGCAGAUGCGGUAGAUCUUCUGCCUUAGCGUCUCGGUCUGAUUACAUUUCCAUGAAGCAAAUGUUCUUCAUCGAGCUGCAAAACUCUGCUGGACUUGGUGAUCGACUCAUCAGGGCUCCCCCACAAACAAGCAGCUGCUGGAGGCUUUUAGCCUCUUCAGUCUCUUUGCUAAAGAAAUUAGGCAAAGCUAAAAAGAUUCUUGGUGGCUAGUAUUUGGCUGCGACCCUAUAUGCACUGUUAAUCAAGUUAGGUGUUCUGAGCAUUAUUUGUGGCUACCAUUGCGUUUUUGGUUGAGGUUUGUGUGUGGAGAUGUAGACUGUUGUGUAUUGCGGUCGUUGCUGAAGUUGGUAUAACUAGAGAAGCAAGCAGUCGGCAACAUUCAUCUCUCGACAGGGUGUCUAACUCGGUGUUACAGUGUGUUUGACCCUAACUUAAUUUUAUGCCGGAAUAUCCCUUAAAGCAUUAGCUUUUGGGCACUUGCAUAGAUUACCAGCUUGUUAUUCACAGUUUGUCCAUAGGUACUUUUGUUUCAAUGCAUACAUGUAUGGAGACUUAAAUACACAUCUAUCUAUCUAUCUAUCUAUCUAUCUUACACACACACACACACGCACACACACACACACACACACACACACACACACACACACACACACACACACACACACACACACAAACAUAUUUAUACUUUCUUGUAACUUAUUUUCCUCCCUCUUGCCUGUUCCCUCCUUCACCCUCCAGGUUGUUCAGUGUGGUUCUUGAGAUGAUAACCAAAGACGCUGACUCAAGUGGACAGACUGGAGGCAAAUCAGGGGGCUUUGAUGUGAAAGCCCUCCGAGCCUUUCGUGUUUUAAGACCUCUUCGCCUUGUCUCAGGAGUUCCCAGUGAGUCCACAUAAACUUAUCAAAUCAUACAUACAUUCAAAUACAUCCAAAACAAUUAAAGCUAAGCUAAAUCCGGCAACAAUAACAGUUGUAUCUGAUGAAGCGCAACAACACUAACCACUCUCCCACCUCCAUUUAGUCACCUCCUCUUAUCCUGAAAUAUGUAAAGCAUAUUGUCGAAGAGAUAGCUUGCAGCAUAGCAACCCCCACAGAGUCAAGUGCUACCUUUUUGUCAAGGUUGAUCAGAAAACAAAACUGUUCAUCUAACUGAUAAUUCACUGAUUUUGGGUACACAUCACAAUAAUGCUUUUGUCUUAUGUGAAAAUUCAUGUUUUAGACCAGAUGAAAUAAAGCAGUUUUAAUGACAUUUUAAUGAUAUUUUCAUGCCCCGCCGGCAGCAUGGCACAGGCACGGCAUUAGUCAGGUCCACCGUGCUGAUGAGGCGUGCCCAAGCACACUUUAGUAGUUCAGUAAGGACUGCUUUAGUUAAAAUCAAUUAUUUAUUGCAAGCAAACAUUUUUACAUUGGCAGUAUGGCUCUGUUCUGAGAGUUCCCUGCCCAUCCAUACGCUUGCAUGGAAUGCCACGGCUCUAAGAGGAGAGAGCCUCUCUCCUCCCUUUCAUGUGCAUACAUGAAAAGCCAAGGCAGAGAAAGCAGCAGCAAAUAAAUAAAAUUAAGAUAGAUAAAUCCCCCCCACAGAACAGAGCAAGCAUCAGUGACAAUACAUAUAGCACUGGUAAGAUCAGAAACAACAUAAACAGGAGGAGUUGGGGUGGAGGUGGGUUGCAGAAUGGUUGCAGCAGGCAGAGUAGGCAGGAGAAGCAGUUUAAAUAGCAUGCCAUUUUGACAUUAACCAAUUAGAUGUGUAGAGGGCAAACGGCUGAGCUGUCAGCUGACUGUAAUCUUUAGCUUGACUUUGUGUCCUGCCUGAACUACUGCUAUGCUCAAUUUUCCUGAGCGGUGCAGCCCAGCGUAAAUACCCCCCCUUCCUAACUCAGCUCCUCCCAGCGGUGUAAGUAGGAGAGAGGGAGGGGAUAAGGCGUGGAGUGGGUUUAACACAGCUGGGUCCUGUUUUCACCAAUCAAAUCAGCUCCUCUCUUCCCCCUUAACUCUGCCAACGGCAAGGCAUUGAAAAUUUUGCCAAGUAGUCGAAGAGAUGACUGAAGACAGCAGCGCAACAAUGGUGCUGGUGCCAGGAGGCAGCCCCUCAACAAGUGUUGCUGCAGGGCGUCCUCCACACUCUCUCAAAUAAGCACAGAGGGAUUUGGUGUGUGUAAGGUUGGACCCACUUGUAGGACAAACGCCCUUUUCUACACAUAAAGACACUCACAUAAAGUUGCAUAUAUUUAAACCCCAGGUGACAAAGGAGGGUUGUGCGCACAGAUCACAACAUAAACAAAUUCCAAUUAAGGCAUUUAAAACAGAACCACGUGUGCAUAAAGGUUGCAUUAAGCUCCGUGGUCUGGCUCUUUCUUUCAUUGAUGUUGGCAUAUAAAAUGAACUCAGGCAACUGAACAUUAUAUUAUUUGUUCACAUAAUUAAUAUUCAGUGAAAUAAUAUUUGCAGAAUUUUAAGGAUGUGAGAACAUCAGAUAAGCAGGUUAUUUUAAAUUAAAGUUACUUUUAUUCUUUUGUUCAGAUUUUCGGAGUGAAUACCUAAUCUGAUCACUAAAAUAAAUCAUCUGGUCAGCCUUGCCGUUGCAGCAGUAGAAUGGGGACAGGACAAGGAGACAUGUCCAGGUUAAGCUGCGUGAGAAAGAAGAGGAAGAGAAAAAAGGGAGGGAGAUGAAUUAAAUAUCUUGUAAACAUCAUAAUGUGUGACUAUUUAUUUGAUAUUUAUCUUAAUGCGGUCUCAGCUGUGUUAAUUCGAUCAGAUUUAGUGUCCAAACGCACUAAUCAGAUAAGAUAUAGAUCAGAAUAUAUCGAUACAGUUCUAAUUGUAUGUGCUGAUUCAGAGAGUUGCAGUGAAUACUGGUUGUUGUUGAUCAUUUAUUGCACUGAAAUGUGCCUGACACUGUGGAAACCUGCCAGUGAGGCAUCGGUGACGUGUGCACACUACGCUGCCAGUCUACCAAAAUACCACUAGACCAGCUGCACUUCGCUUGCGCUAAAAGCUGACCAUGUUUGAAUGGGCGAGCUUACAGCACACUUUCCACACAACCGGUGGGCAAGAAAGUGUCACUGCGCCAGCUGGUUCUAUUGACACCUCUCCAUACUGCGCCACCACGCUCAGCUUAGCGAACCUCAGUAUGCCUCAGUCAAACAAAAUACUAAACUGGCUGCGCGCCGGGCUCCGCUGGACGAAAAUACCACUGCGCUGGCUGUGCCACCCUCCACUGUGCCUCCGGCGGGCACAAAAAUAGAGCCCAUUGUGUUUGCCAUUUCUGAGUUUUUUUUAUCAAUUAGCUAAAUUUAGAAAAUAAUUUUAAGCGUAGUGACAAUAACUGUAAGUCACGCAUUAAAAAAAAUCUGAUUGAAAAUAAUAUAUUGGUUAAACUCUGAGCAACCAUGUGUAUCCCUGUUUAUGAUUUUGUGUUCCUCGGACCUUGACUUUUGUGUUUGCAGGUUUACAGGUGGUUCUAAACUCCAUCAUUAAAGCCAUGGUUCCCUUGCUUCACAUCGCUCUGCUGGUCCUCUUCGUCAUUAUCAUCUAUGCCAUCAUUGGCCUCGAGCUCUUCAUUGGCAAAAUGCAUGCAACCUGCUAUGUUAUAAAAACAGGUAUGGCAGUGAAAAGACCUUAUUUUUUCCCUAGCUAUCAGUCAUAGGUGUAUUUUAAGUAUUUUAUUAAAUUAAUUCUAUGGGUGUAUGUUAUUGCAUGUGGAUGAAAUGCUGGACAUACCGCACUGUGAAAAAGUACUUGCCCCCUUACAGAUUUCUUCUGCUUUUGCUCUUGUUACUUUUACAUGUUUUAUAAUAUCAAACAAAUUUGAAUACAAGACAAAGAUAACCUGAAUAAAUAAAAAAAGCUGUUUUCAAAUGAUUUCAUUGAUAAUUGGGGGGAAAAAAGCUAUCCCAACCAACAUAGCCCUAUGUGAAAAGUAAUUGCCACCUAAACGUAAUUGCUGCUUGCUUCUGCAGCAGGAUAAUGAUCUAAGGCACACCAGCAAUUCCACCUCUGAAUGACUCAAAAAAUAAAAAGAAAGAAAAAGGGGAAGAAAAGAAGGUUCUAGUCAAAGUCUGGUCUUAUCUCAUCCAAUUAAGAUGCUGUGGCCUAACCUUUAACAGGCUGUUGAUGCACAAAAUCCCUCCAAUAUGGUUGAAUUAAAAUUAUUCUGCAAACAAGAGAGGGCAAAAAAUCUGCCAAAGUGGUGUGAAAAACUCAUUGCCAGUCAUCGCAAAUGCUUGACUGCAGUUGUACUUUUUCAAAGCACUGUAUAUACUUUUUCUAUUAAUAAUAGCAAUUGCUAUAAAUUGCAAUUGCUAUCACUAAUAUCAUCUACCAUCCCUGGAUGGUGGAUUAAAUCCAGGUGUUCUAUGGCUAUGAUCUGGUCAUUAUUAUUUAGUUUUGGAGUAGAGCUUGGCCUUUGAUUUGGUAUUAUUUGCUACAUAGGAAUGUAAGUCAACAAUUAAGGAUAAACUGAUGGAUGGUUGUCACUGUAAACAGAGCUUUGACAGGCAAGUCAAAAAUUUUAAUUGUUAGAGGGAGGACACAAAUACCUUGAAAGUAUGUAAGUAUGUUGUUGUUUUUCAAGACAAUGUUUGCCUGUUGACUGCACAACUCUCGUCAAUAGAAGCAAGCCAUUUUUAAUAUUAUACUCACUCUGAAUCACUUGUAAAGUAGUAUAACUUUAAGUGAGAUUAGUGUUGGCAACUUUUGGAAGCCUCAAUGAAGCACCAGCAUUGUUUCUAUUCUGUGCCUCCAGGUGCCCUUGCAGAAGAAGAGUCCACACCAUGUUCUGUAUCAGGACAUGGCCGCCAUUGUCUGCUCAAUGGCACAGUUUGUAGAGAAGGCUGGCAAGGCCCCAACAAUGGUAUCACCAACUUUGACAACAUUUUAUUUGCAAUGCUUACUGUGUUCCAGUGCAUUACAAUGGAAGGCUGGACCGACGUUCUUUACUGGGUAACUAUUGUACUACUUCCUGGCUGUUUGAAACUAAAAUAAAUACGACAUGGUUGCACACCAUUUUUUGAAGGUUUCUGAAACAAAUGGCACAAGCUCAACUUAAGAUAAUGCUCUUGACAGUGUGCUUGACAUUCUUACUCGACAGUAAAAUGUCAUUAUAUCCUAUCUGAUGAGCAACAGGUCGCUGAGAGGUCAGUGGGUCACAAAGCCACACUGGCAUGAUUGAGGAAAUGUGAACUUUUAAGGCGGAACACCACAAAUUUUAGAUGAAACCAUGAAAACCUAAUUUUGAAAUGAGAAGCCUUUUAACUCUGUCAUGGACUCACCCAUUGUAGAAACAACAAAAAACAUGCCAUCAUGUCCAAAUGGCAAUCAACCCCAAGAAGGCAAAAGAAUCUACUAUUGAUAUACCAUUCCUGUGUGAUUUCAUUGUUCUCUCGAUAUCUUGUCCCCUCUUGUGAUUCCCCUUCUACUAUGAUCUAAUUGUCUAAUUUUAACAAAUACGUGUAUCAAGAGGACUUUUGUUUUGAUCUUCUUUAUUUAUGCAGUGAGUUGAGAUAGAUCAUGCUUCUUGCAAUGUUGUUUAUAUACACUUAAGAUUCUUUUCAGAGCCAGUGACAGCCAAGAAAAGCCUUUUACAGGCAGCGAAAUAUGUGACACAGAGAGAGAGAAAGAGAGACAGAAUACGAGCUAAAGCUUAAUCCUUAGAGACCUUUAAUCCUUAACAUGUCAUACAGAUGGACUGCAAAUAGUGCUGAAAAAAUGGAACAGGGACAAAUUAUAUUGUACUUCAAGACAGUGUACUUUUACAUUAAGAAAAGGAGAUGACUAAAAAGGUAUUACCAAUAUCAUUUUCUCCUCCCCCUUUAAUUUUAUGAAGUUUAAUUUGAGAAACAUUGAUGAGACAUUCAGGAAUAAUUUUGCUAAAGCAGUGGAGGAACAUUUUUGAUAUAUUUAUACAGUACAUUCAGACUUCACAUGGCAUACAACAUCAGAUUAAUGUAUCUUAGUCAAGAGAGUUAAGUUUCUUGUUGUGCAAGAUUCAAGUGCUCACGUCAAACUUGUUGUUUUUUUUUAGUUUUUAAAAGUAUGUUUUAGCCCUGAUUUUAAUUUUCAGUUUUGUGAGAUGCUGUACAUGUUGAAAUUGAUGAAUUGAUCUUCCUUAUAUGAAAUUUCACAGCUUUAAACUACAUCUUAUUGAAAACUGUUUGCCCAAUAAUUAAACUGAGGAUGUGACAAUACAUAUUCUAACAUCCUUUAAUGCUUUGGCUUCAAUGUAGAUGAAUGAUGCAAUGGGCUUUGAUCUACCGUGGGUCUACUUUGUCAGUUUGGUCAUCUUUGGAUCCUUCUUUGUUCUCAACUUGGUUUUGGGCGUGUUAAGUGGGUAAGUUUUUAACAUGGCUGAUCUUGUUCAGUACGUUUGCACAUAAAUCCUUUUCGCUAAAUCAGGGGUUCUCAGCCCCCGGCACUGGUCAGCGAUGUUAAUGUGAGACCUGAGCAUGCUUUUGCUUGCAAAGAUCCUUAAUUCUUGGCGCAAUGUUUGAUAAACACAGCCUCAAAUCAAUCACGGACUGCCUCACUGUUCUGAUACAUUGAGUCAGUCACAGUGAAGUUUUGAUGGGGGCUGAUACAGUAUGCCCUUAGAAACAUUUGGGUACCUCAACGAUGGUCAUUGCCAACUACUACCUGACUUUUAGGUGGUACAAGUUGAACGUGUCUAGGGUUUUUUUUUUUUCUUUUCUUCUUUUUUUUUCCCUUUCUUCCUCCCUCUUUCCUAUAGCGCUCCUGAUUUGACCCUACUCAAUUUUUCAGUUCGAAAUACAAAAAAAAUUCAAAAUAAUUUAUAAUAAGACUAAAAACUGUUAAUAGGUGAUAUGACAAAGUUGAAAAUAAUUUCAUUAAAUGUUAAUGGACUGAAUAAUCAUAUUAAGAGGGGGAGGAUUUUCCUUCAGUUGCAAAGAGCUGGAGGAGAUGUCCUCUUCCUAUAAGAAACUCAUUUUAUGAAAAAGGAGCACAAGUUGGGUAAGGGUUUCAUUUAAUCCAGGUCAUAUAGAUCACAUAAGAAGAGUGUUGCUAUAAUUAUCCAACCACACGUCAUUUAAAGAAGAAAAUCGUAUAACUGAUAAAGAGGGCAGGUUUGUUUUAGUAACUGGUAAAAUUAAGUCAAUCACAGUUUUAUUUUUAAAUAUAUACUAUCCACCAGAAUUAGGCCCAGAAAAUAUGUCAGAAAUAAUUGAACUGCUAAUGAAAAAAGGAAUUUUUUGUAAAGGAAUUACUUUGAUGGGGGUAGAUAUGAACCUCACAAUAAAUCCCAGAUUGGAUUCCUCAAAUAAUACAGCACAUAGAGCUGAUAAAGCAACAUCAAUUUUUAAGAGGCGCAAUGUCAGAGUUUGGAUUGGUAGACACAUGGCGGAUGGCAAACCCAACGAAGAAAGUAUAUACAUACCAUUCAGGACGAUUCUCAACUUCUUAUACACAAGACUAUUAUUUCACGUUUAAAAAAGAUGUGGAGUUGAUUGAAACAUGCAAUAUUGGCUUAAGAGAUUUAUCAGACCACACUACCGUAACUAUAACUAUAAAUCUAAAUAUAAAGGAAGGAGAAAAAACAUGAGACUAAACAACGCAUUUCUAAAGGAUAACCUAUUUGUGGGGAAAAUAAAUAAAGUUCCAAAAGAAUAUCUAGAGAUAAAUGAUAGUGGGGAUACUAAUCCAAUCAUCUUAUGGGAAGGUGCUAAAUUAGUGUUACGAGGACAUGUAAUGGCUUACAGUGCAUUGAAGAAAAGACAAAGACAACAAAAACAGAAGAUGCUUGAACAAAAAAUACAAAUCUUGGAAGAAAGAUUAAAAAACACAAAUGAACUCAACUUAAAAAUUGCAUGAAAAAUAGAUAAACUCCUUAGCAUAUAGACUUAAGACUCAGAGUAAAAAAUCAUACUUACUACAUAGAAGACAGUAAACGGCUCUGAAAUCAUAACAGAAAAAGAAAAAAUUGCUGAAGAAUUUGCUAAAUAUUAUGAAAAACUUAAUAACACCAAUACAGGCGAUAUUAUCUUGGAACAAAUGAAAGGUUUCUUAGAUAAGUUGAAUUUACAACAGGUAACAGAAAGGCAAAAUGAAAAGUUAAUUAAAGAAAUCACAGCAGAGGAAAUAUUACAACAAAUAAAACAAUUAAAAAUGGGCAAAACACCAGGUAAUGACAGAUAUAUUAAUGAAUUUUAUAAAACAUUUAGAAAAGAGUUGGUGCCAUUACUUCUACAAGCCUACAAUUUUGCAUUACAAAAAGGAACAUGGACAGCCACUUGGAAUUCAUCUAUAAUAACAGUGAUUCACAAAGAAGGCAAAGAUGCCACGAAAUGUUCCUCAUAUAGGCCAAUAUCACUAUUGAAUGCAGAUUAUAAAAUAACAUCAAUUAUAGCCAGUAGAUUACAGGACAUAGUGACGCAUAUAAUAGAUAGUGAUCAAUGUGGUUUUAAAUCAGGUAGGCUGUUGUCAGAUAAUAUUAGAAGUACUCUAAAUAUUAUCGAUUAUGCACAUAAAAUAAUACAAGCCUUCUACUCUUGAUGUUGGAUGCCGAAAAAGCACUUGAUAGGGUUUUAUGGCCUUUUAUGUUUGAAAUUGUAAGAAGCUUUGGUUUUUAUGAGAAGUUUAAUGAGUGGCUUUAAGCAAUUUAUAAAAAUCCAAUGUCAAGAGUUAAAGUUAAUGGCACAAUAUCUAGAAGAUUCCCAAUAUACAAAGGUACAAGACAAGGUGAUUCGCUCUCAGCAGUAAUAUUUGCAAUAUGUAUGGAAGGCCUAGCAGAAAGUUUAAGAAAGAAUAAUAACAUAAAGGAAUAACUAUAAGGAGGAGAAACAUAGAUUGGCAUUAUACGCAGAUGAUGAUCUCAUUUACCUAACAUCACCCGACCAAUCUUUACCAAAUUUUAUAGAAGCAAUUUCAGAAUAUAGUAAACAUUCAGGUUAUAAAUUAAAUGAAAGUUUUUGUAGCAUUAACACUUGGUGAACAGUUAUUAACAGAAACUAGGAAAGAUAUAAACUGAAAUGGGAUUCAAAGAAAAUUAAAUAUUUGGGAAUUUAUCUUACUGGAGAUCUAACAACAUUGUAUAAAGAUAACUAUCAAGCUCUAGAAAAUAAAGUUAGGCAAGAUCUAAAUAGAUGGAAGGUAAUACCAGAAUCAAUACUGGGUAGAAUAGAAAGUGUUAAAAUGAUGAUUCUUCCACAAUUUCUGUUUUUAUUUCAGACUUUGCCAAUUUCCAUACCACAUAACAGCUUUAAAAGAUGGAGUACAACGCUUUCAAAUUUUAUUUGGAAUUAUAAAAGUAAAUGGAAAAAACUCAGUAUGUUAACUCAAACCAGAGAUAAUGAGGGGCUUAAUUUCCCAGAUCUAAUGACCUACUUUUAUGCUACUCAAAUAGAAAUCAUAAUGAAAUGGAUGUAUAACUCUCUUAAAGCAAAAUGGAAACUAACAAAAAAAAACAAUUAAGCCAUUAGGCUUAAUCAAUUGGAACAUUACCUCAUUUGAGUUAAAAGGAUAUUCAAAUUAUAGUGGAAAUAAUACACGUAUUGAAAACACAUUAACAAAUUGGAAAUGUAUUCUAUUCAGAGAUACGGAUUUUCUGCCAAAUAAAACCAAUAAAAUACCACAAGAAUGGGCUAGAAAAGGAUUACAAGUGUAUUCACAGAUGAUUACAAAUAACACGAUAGAUUCAUUUGAAACUUUAGUUAAUACUUUUAAUAUAAGCAGUAAUCAUUUCUUUAAAUUUCUACAAAUUAGAAGUUACCUCAUGAAACAGCAAAGAGAUAAGGGACAGAGAAUUCAAGAGAUGAUAGAGUUUUUGAGCAAAAAUAGAAAUAGUGAAAAGAGUAAAAUCUCAAAACUGUAUAAAAUUAUGCAAGAAAUUAAGAUUAAAGUAGAUAACACGAAAGAAAAAUGGGAAAAUGAAUUAACAAUAACAAUAUGCGAAGAAGACUGAAAAGAAAGCAUGUAAAAGAAUUUUUAAGACAACACAUUCUAAGUAUUGGAGAGAAUUUGCUUAGAAAAUUAACAUGAUUUUUUAACACCCAAAAUCUUAUCAAAAUAUAGACCAGCAGGCAGUGCUGAAUGUUGGAGGAAAUGUGCAGAAAUAGAAGCCAAUCAAAAAUAACAAAUACAUUAGGCCUAAAGAAUCCCUUACACCCAGUUAAUAUUUUGUUAGGUAUUAUUCCAUUAGGAACACAUAGAGAAGGGGAUAAAUAUCUGUUUACAAUACUACAAGUUUCUGCAAAGCCACCAUUGAGUAAUGAUUGGAAAAAAAAAACAGUUAAAGAGAUUAAUUAAUUUAAAAGAAACUAGAGUAAGUGGGUCCCAUAAAUACAUGAAACAUAAAAACAGAUUUAGGAGCCCCCCCUUCCUUUUUUCUUUUUUUUUUCUCUUCGGUUCUCUACCUUUCCCUUUUCCCAUGAAGUGAACAUGUAUGUAAUGAAUGAACCUGCAAUAAAAUAUUUAAAUAAAAGAGUCAGUCACAGCCUGUCUGGACCUGUGGUCUGGACUCGGUACCAAGCCCAGAGAUGCUCCUCCUGUCAGCUUCUAUCAGGACACCUGUAGCAAAGCGAGCUAAAAAAAAUUUUCACACAAUGCAAAUGGAUUAAACGCACUGACCGGGAUGUAAACGGGAAUCAUAUUGGUUCCAUACCCCCCCUCAGUUGAGAACCACUGCUUUAAACCAUUGACAAAAUUAUAGUGGAACAAUACUACAAAGUGACAAUAAUACAUUUUGUCCCCAGAGUCCAAGCAUAGGGCUUUAGACCCAGUUCUUUGCGAGCAACUCUGCACUUGAUAGUUUGGUGCUGGAUAAGAUGUCGAUGACAUUGAUGUUGAUAAUGAUUAUAUUUAGGCUUCAUGAAGAUGUGGUCUACGUUAUUGCUGAUGCUUUGAGGAUUUUGAUAUUUAUAUAAAAAGAAAAUGCUUCUGUAAAUUCUGUGCAUUGCCUCUGGCACUCUAUUUUGGUACCAGUGACUGAUUGGAGCCAUUAUUUGCCUUUUUUUUCACUGUUGAGGUCUUAUCUUGUGUUGUAUUUACUCUAAGAUUUAAGUCAUAUAGGAAAAAAAGGUAUCUGCUAAAUCAAACUGUAUUAAUGUAACAUUGUAUUAUUGUGACAUUGUUAAUGAUUUAAUUUGUUAUUUAAAUUUAAUCCAAUUUAAUCCACAAGACUGCACAAAUUUGUGUCAAAAACUAUUAAUUGCCUUUACCUGCAAAAAUAAUAAUUAAUAAUCAAAAAUUGUUAAUAUGCUUUGAACUUCCCAGAGAGUUUUCCAAAGAACGAGAGAAGGCCAAGGCUCGGGGAGAUUUUCAGAAGCUACGUGAGAAGCAGCAGUUAGAGGAAGACUUGAAAGGCUACCUGGACUGGAUCACACAAGCUGAGGAUAUUGACCCUGAAAAUGAGGAGAAGGGAGAUGAGGAGGGAAAACGUAAAAGUGAGUUUGCUAAUUGAAUUCGAAAUUUAAUGAAGGUUAAAGGAGGAAAGGGACAUGAGAAAACAAUGCAAACAGUAUUGUUGUUACUCUGCUCUGACAGACUCACGUAUGCUUUUUCUUAAGUCUGUUAUAAAAGGAGACUGUAGAACCAAGUUGCCCAUGCUUGGAAAUGUCACUGUUAGCAGUCUAUAAAAUAGAUUUUCUCUGGGUAAGGGUAAUAAGAUGGGGCACUUGAACAAUCGUGAUUCAUUCAAAAAAAUAAGAAAAUAAAUAAACAGUAUUUGUCUGUCAAACAUUUAUUAACAUCACGAGAUCAACAUUCACCUGAGAUUGUAUAAAAUUAAAAACCAGCGCUUUGAUAUUUUUCAACUCUUUUUCUGUAAAGACAGACUGCGGUAAAGGGUUAGUAUUGCAGAUGCCUUGUGCUUGACUUGUGCUAGAUAUUGUUUUACUGGCGAAAGAGUGUUUGGGGCUCUGGGAUAUGACACUUGUGCAGUGAUAGAAAAAAGGAAGCACAUUUGUCUGGUCUCAUGGCAUUAUAACCUGUUGCUGAUGAACAGCUUGUGGCGUGAGGCCACACACAAAAAAAAAAAAAACAGCGACUUUAAAGUUUGGAGGGUUUAUUUCCAAAAUUCAAAGUAAGAAAUGUCCACAAAACCUUCUUAAAAAUAAUACCAAAUUCCAAAGAUAACAGAGGUCCUGCUUUUACUUAGAAACAAAAAAGUGUGGUCAAAAAUUGUAUAAGACCACAGCCUUUACCUAUCCAAAAUUAGCAGACCGACACUACCAGCUGUGAUGUUUUUCCAUAAUCAUGUGAUUAAAAUGAUGACAUGAGAAAUAUUUACUCAUAAACCAACUCUGUUUUACAUUUGAACUAUAACUCAGCAGCUUUCUAUAAUAAAUUGUGUUUUUAAGUUCAAAAUGGCUACAACACCUCAUCUGGGAAAACUGCUUUUGUUCAUAUUUUUGUGUUAGCACCAACUUAUUUGGAUGGAUGAGUAUGGGCUGAGAUCUGUGCCACCAGAAACUGAAAUCAAAUAACUGUACUGAAUUUUAAAAGCAUGAUUUGAAAUUGAAAUUAAUGCUUUGAAACAGGAUUUAUCUGCUUUGAGAUUGUAUUUAAUGUCAAUGUCAAUGUCAUGUUUAUUUAUAUAGCACCUUUAUAGGACAGGCCAGACAAAGUGCUUUACAGGAGAAAAAAACAUAAAAUAAUAAAAGCUACAAGUAUGGCAACAUUAAAAGGGCAACAUACAAUAACAACAAUAAAAGAAAAGCGUACGCGAGUAAAAGCAGGUCAACCAAAAGCUAGGGUAAACAGGUAGGUUUUAAGGUGCGUUUUGAAGGAGGUGAGGCUGGUUGCAGAACGCACAGACUGAGGCAGGGCAUUCCACAGAGUGGGAGCAGCAACUGUUUGAAAAUUCAACUCUCUAAUUUGUGUAAUUACAAUAUAAAAAUUUCAAUUUAAGUCACACAAUUCAGAUUCAGUUUUACAAUUCAAUUUCAAUAAAGCUUGGCACAACCAUUAAUCAUCAAAUACAAUCAAAUCAAACUAUUUAUAGAGCACUUUUCAUGCAUGGACAUGCAACAAAUAGUGCUUUACACACAGAAAAAAUAGGAACAUUACAAACAAAGCCCCUCUCCCUCACCAUCCAUACUACACAAACACACGCACACCAACACACAUGCAUGCACACAUGCCAAUUGCAAAAUAACAAUUUGUUGGAUUAUAUUUUUCUAUCAACAUAAAAUGCCCUUAACCUCUAUGUUACUCUGGCACUUCAGCAUAUCCUUUGUCAUCACUCUGUUUCUUUGUGUGUUGAACAACAGCAAGUAAGCCUACAAGUGAAACAGAGUCAGUGAACACUGAAGAUCACAAUGAAGUGGAGGAGAAAUCUCUCUGCUGUGGACCACUUGGGUGAGUGUGACUUAAUUUCUUUGCUGUUAAAAUGAAAAGAAGCUGUCCUCUUAAAAAAUCACAACAUAUUGGAUUUUGGGUAAGCCAACAAAGUGAGUUCAAUCUUUUUUUAAAUUUAGCUUUGUUUUUAAUUGCACUUAGUUUUUUUUCCCUACCAUUUUUCACUACUUGCACAACUGCUCAUGUAAAAAAUAAAAAACCUAAAUCAAAUUUGUGCUAUCAAACUCUUGAUUAAUUUUUCAUGUAUUAAAUGAAAUCCUCUUCAAUUUCAAAACAGUUUAUAUUAACAAUGUGAAGGAGAAUCCUUCUUGUGUAGCAUUAUGUGAAUCAAAUGAAUGCCUUGGAAUGUACUCAGAGUCCCUGAUUAAUGUUAUGCCACAUUUGAUCAUGGAAUCAAUGGGUCAGCUGUCCCGGGCCAUGGGCUCUCUUACCAUUUUAACCAAUGGUCCUAAACUUUUCUGUCGUGCCCCUUUUUCAAGGAAAGAAGACUUGAAUCAGGGAGCGAGUGGCAUUAAAAGACAUUUUAUGUUAUUUGGCAAGCAAAGGUUCUCACAAGCUGAACCAUCAAAACAUCUACACAGGGUGCCAACAGUUAAUCCAGCACCAGUCAAACUGUGACACCAGCUUUUGUGAUGUGGUUGUACCUUGACAGCAUUGCGAUUUGCUGCAUUUGUAUGCAAGGAGGAAGCUGAAACUAAAAACGAUUUUUCUUUUGUUUGAUACAAAGUUUAUAUUGCCUCACAUAUUUUAACUGAGGUGUCUGGGAGUUGUUUUGUUUUAUUAAAAUCUGCCUUUCAAAAGAGAGUGAUGUCAUUAUUUUCCAUCAAUGCAGCAGCAGAAGCGAUGGCUUAACCAUGGUAGGGGAUGAAAAACUUGCAUUGAUUUGACCUCUAUCACAUUGCAUUCUUGUGUAUACAUGCCGACAGCCUAAAAUAAAAUAAAAUAAAUAUACAUUUGAAAUUCAGGAAAAAAAUCCAAGAAUUUGGGUUUAGAAAAUGUAAUCACUGGGAAGUAUCUAUCAUGACAGAAAAUUAAAAUACAUUUUAUCCUGAAACCACACUCUAGUAAGGUUGUUGCAAGUGUUCUAAAGAGAAUUUCUUCUCUGUUAGUCGUCAGGGGCGACGCUGGAAUCGUUUCUGCCGCAGGAAGUGUCGUUCAGCAGUAAAAUCUGUAACAUUUUAUUGGCUGGUUAUAAUCCUGGUCUUCCUUAACACCCUCACCAUUGCUUCUGAACACUACAACCAGCCAGACUGGCUGACUGAAGUACAGGGUAUUAUUUUUUAACUUUUUUUUCGGCUGAUAAUAAAAACUGUAUCCCACAGAUUUUUUUGAAUAUUGUGCAACUAUGAUAUGUGUUUAUGUUUUUUCUUUUUCUUUUUAGAUGUGGCCAACAAAGUUCUCUUGGCAAUGUUCACCAUGGAGAUGCUAGUAAAGAUGUAUAGUUUGGGGCUACAGGCCUACUUUGUGUCCUUGUUCAACCGCUUUGAUUGUUUCGUGGUUUGUGGAGGUAUCAUAGAGACAAUCCUAGUGGAGCUCGCUAUCAUGUCUCCUUUGGGUAUUUCUGUUUUCCGCUGCGUGCGUCUCCUCAGGAUCUUCAAAGUUACACGGUGAGCAAUGAAACUGAAUGCUAAUAUUGCAUUGAUGUUUUAAACUCUCAAUUUACUGAAAUUCUUUUUAUUAAAACAGGAAUGACAUUUUUAUUAAAUGUAUUCCAUUGGAGUUUUUUGUUUUUAGCUCUAUUCCUGCUUUUAAAGAUGUGUUUGUAUAAAAUUCCAGACACUAGAAGGGAACUUUGGUAUUUUUUUAACCUGGGACGUAUUUUCCCAUGUGUUUGUGUUUGCUUGACUGAUGGUGAAAAUGAUUUCUGAAAUUGGUCCAGUACUGAGCAGCUGUGAAAAGAGCUGAAACAUAGUUUGGCAGGGCAAAUGAAAAUUGUCAAACUGCAUCCAGUACAAGUGCCUUAUUUUAUCGCUGACGGGUUCAGAUUGUUAUUACAAAUCCUACACAGCACCCAAAGGAACACCACCAGUCUCCCAAGCUUCAAGGCCUUGUAGCAGCUGCGCCGCCCUCCUCUCUUGUUAAUCCUCUCUACCUCCUUGUUUGCUCAUCAGCCUGUGGGGGCUUUUCAUCAGUAUACUCUGGCUGAAAUAAAUUUGGUUGGUCAAAGUAUUCAACGAACUCACAGUCAAAAUCAGGCACAUAUUCUUCCAUGUUUCAAAUUUUUUUUUGCUAUGUUACUGUUCUGCAACAAGCUGGUCCCAGUACUCUCUGAGUCUCCUAUUGUCACUUACUCACAUGUCCUGUGUUGUAAUCCUGCAGCUAGUGAGAUCUUACAAGACAUCAGAUUGACACUUCACUGCUGACGAGGUUUAGGGGUACACAGGCUGGCACAAGUGGAAGAUAAAGGAAACACUUGCCAUUCCACUCUAAAUACUUGUAAUUACAACCUGAGUCUGUAUAUAUAAAUACAGCACUUGUAGUGGACCCAGUUUGACAAUGCAUGGUUGCUACAAUUUAGCUUGUUUUGUGCCUGCUCCGCUCUAUUUCUUAAUGGACCAAUUUCAAAAAGGGUUCUUUUCAUCAGUAAAAUGCUCAUAAACACAUGGGGAAAUGGGGCUUGGGUUGAAAAAUACAGAAGUUGCCUUUUAAAUUUGUUGCUGGACUUUACGAUCACUAGGUUCAGUCUGACAAUCUGUCAGUUUCAGCCAUCUCUUCUACCCACCUGCUGUCCAGACAGAUAGGCAGUGGGGCUACUGAAAUUGUCAGUCACAAACUGUUGUCACCUGCCCCUCUGAAUUAUUGUAACUGUUUCUUAGAUGGCAUAUAUUUGCACAAUUUUUCAAGCCAUACAAAAACAAUGAUAGAUUUGAAGUGAUAAUAUCUGUAUAUCACUGGGGGCAAAUAGUAUACACAUCAAUAUCUAUUUGAAUGCAAUUGUUAAUCAUCUAACUUCCUUAUUCCAAAGAUAUACAAUACAAUACAACACAAGAACUUUAUGUUUCCCCAAAGGGAAAUUCUUUUGUCUGGAAACUCAAAAAACUGCAGAUAAACCAAGUUGUGAUCUGACCUGCCCAGAGGUGGUAGGGUAGUGGCCUUCUAAGCUUCUUUGACAUUGGCAUACAGUCGAUCCAGGGUUUGUUUUGCCUGGUAGGACAGUGAACAAACUGUGUCAAUCCAGUCAGGUGAGAGGAGAGGGUGACAUGGUGAUGUGGUGUAUCCUAGCAACAGUAUCAUGGAGAACAUCACACAGACCUUUAUUUUCGUGCCUGCCGGCGGCGUGGCAGAGGGUGGUACACCCUGUGCAGUGGUAUUUUCGUCUAGUUGAACCUGGCGCACAGCCAUUGUGUGGCAUUGCUGUCCUCAGUCAUCUCUUUGACUACUUCAUGAAAUUUGCAAUACGCCUCACCAGUGGUGCAUUUAAAGGUGAGGAGAGGAGCUGAUGUGAUUGGUGAAAACAGGACUCAGCUGUGUUAAACCCACUCCAUGCCUUCUCCCCUCCCUCUCUACUUAUGCUGCUGGGAGGAGCUGAGUUAGGAAACGGGGAUACUUAGGCCGGGCUGCGCCGCUCACCAAAAUACCAAAGUGUGCUUGGGCACACCUCAUCGGCGCGGUGGACCUGACCUAGGCCAUGCUGCAGGCGAGGCACAAAAAUAGAGCCCAAUAUGGCUGAAGGACAGUGGCAAAAGUUCAAUAUCUGGAUAAAACAAAUUCUCCUUGACAGUUAUGUGUAAACAGGUACAACAGUAAUACAACAUGUUGAAGAUUUAAAAAAAAAAAUCUUGCCUCCUAAUCAUGGUCAGAAAUUACAUGAGACCUCCAUAGUAAAGAUACAUAACCUAGGUAUACUCUGAAAACCACAAUGGGUACACCAGUUUCUAUGUAAGUAGCCAAAUGCUUCAGGUAGAACUCUAUAUGGUAGCAUUAUUGGAACCCUGCACUGCAAAACAGUAAAGGACACGUAGGAACCACGAUCACUUCACAAGGAUGUGAAGUGCUAUGAAGCAAGUUCAACAGCCAGUGGUCUUUUUUAUAAUCUGGCUUUCCUUCAACAAUCAAAGAUCACCCUAAGUGGUCACAUAAAACUGAUCAACAAGACUCUACAUGUCCAAAGAAACCCAGGGUUUCUUUGGACAUGUUUACUAAUGAGGGGCAGUGUUGGUGCAGUUGGUGUUUUAAAUCCAUUACCAAUCACAAACGAAAAAUGUCAGAAAUCAGUAGUACUGAUGAAACUCAGUAGAAGAUGGCCAUCAUUUUGUGGAGGGGGCUUGUGGGGGUUUAACACACACUCAAAACAAGAUCUGUUCAACUUGACUGAAAAAUGCAGGAAGAAAAGCUAGGAAAAAAUCACUUCAACAGCACCAAGCCCAUUUCCCAGGAUCAGUUCAUUUCACAUCUGACUAUAAUAACAUUCAUCUUUAUAAUACUUAAAAAAGUUUAAACCUACUUAGACUAUAAAAAGCAUUAAGUUUUGAGAAAUUCUUUUGCCAACUCAGGGUGAAGGCUGCACCCUGUCUUAGGCCUUGAUCUGUUUUAGCUCUGACCUCAACAGCUGGAUCCAUAUUGAGCUGCCUAUAUUGUAUGUGAAAACAAAAGUUAGGGCUACCACAGUAGUAGAUUAACUUUUAUUUCUCACAAGUUUAAGCAUGGUGUCACAUUCUGGAGUUAACCAAAAAAGGGAAAGGACCCAAAUUGCAGAUCAAAAAAGAGGAUUUAUUUUAAAGGAACUAAAAGAAGGAGCAACAAAAACUCACUUUUAAAAUAGUCCGACCAAAAGAAAUCCCAAAGUCAAAAACACAAGGAGCCAAAUACAAGGAAUAAAAAAAACACAAGGGAGAAAAAACCAUGAGGAGACACUGGAGUCACACAGAGGCAUGAACAUACAAUGAACGGACAAGGAAACAAGGGAAGACAGGGACUAUAUAUACACACAGGGAAACGAGCAACAAGAGGCAGGUGAGACAGUGAGACACAGGUGCAAACAAUUGCCGAAGAGGGAAAACUGAGGACAAGACUAAAAGGGAAUAAACUACCUCAAAAUAAAAUGCACUGAAAACUGAUAUAAGCAAUAAAACACUGACAACAUGAGGGAAUCGGGGUAAGGCACAAACUGAAAACUCACUUGACAAGACUACAGGGGAACUGGAACAAAAGGAAACAGAGACACUAGGGAAAAUCACAAAGAAAACACACUCCAGGGAAAAACUAACUCAAACAGCACAUAUCAUGACAUAUGGCUAGAAUUAAACACACACACAACAACAACAAGACAAACUUACAGAAGGUUAUCCUCUGUCAGCGAGAGAUGCACAGUAGAUUACUUUUUUCAUGCUAAAUUUAACUUCUCCCAAGAUUUGCCCUUCAAGUUAGAGAGAUGUUUGGUGUAUGACUAAAAGUUGUAGUAUUAUUAACCUAGUUGUUUUUAUCUGGAUAAUGCCUUUGAAAUAGAGUGUUUUUGUUGUUAGUCUAUUCUUUCAUCAACUUGAUAAUUAGUUAAUGUAAUCUUUUUACAGUCAUUGGGCAUCUCUAAGUAAUCUGGUGGCAUCUCUACUCAACUCCAUGAAGUCCAUUGCCUCCCUCUUGCUGCUGCUCUUCCUCUUCAUCAUUAUUUUCUCCCUGCUUGGUAUGCAACUUUUUGGAGGCAAGUUCAACUUUGAUGAGACUGUGACUAAAAGGAGCACAUUUGAUAACUUCCCUCAGGCCCUGCUCACAGUCUUCCAGGUGAGUCUUUGAUUUUACUUAAUUAAAAUAAACUUGCAAAAAUCAUAAGACUUGAUCACACAGUCUAUAAAGAUCAAACAAUUUGAACAAAAAAAUCUUAAUAGCAAUCCACGUGCUUCAGUGUCCUUCUUUGGGAAAAAAACAAGUUAUCUUGAAAAAUGUAUGAGGUGUAAAGAACUUAAAGUUAUUACCUUAUGCUAACACCAUACAAUUAAUGAGUGAAUUUUAUAUAUCAAAGGAUGAAAUUUACAAAAAAUCAGUUAUCUGCCCCCCUCUCAAGGUCUAUUUCAGAGGUUAAACAGAAAUAAUACUAAAAACAGCCCCAUCUAGUUUUUGACUUGAGUACUGUCUGUAACAUGUGUCUAAUUUUAAACUCGAAGUCAUCAAUUUGUUGUGAGGUCCAAACUCACAAGAUAUACCAUUUAUUUUCUUUGUAAGAAAUCCUAUUGGAACAGUACAGAAAAAUAUAAAAUAGUACAAAUAGCUUUUAGAAUUAAACAACUUCCUCUGAUCUCAUGUUCAGAGGUUUAAUAGGUUUGGAAAUUUCUUGAAUUCAUACCUCAAAGUUUAAAAACUAGAACAGACUUUACAGCAUUUGAAUUAGGAUUCAAAUGAGCACACAAGAUUAAUGGCAUGAGUUACAGGGUGCAUGUUGUGAGAUUUUCUAGACAAACAUUUGAGCAUUUGGUCUAGGCACUGCUUUGGGCUUCUUCUGAUCCACAUAAGGACACAAAUAUUCAUGAACACACUUAAAUUCAGCCUUAUUACUGGUGUCAUGGCUUUUGAACAUUGGCAUUCGAUAAGGAGCAAGACAAUGACAAUAACAAUGAUGAUGAAAUAUCAUAUGGACAGUGCAGAGUAGCACAGAGUAAACACAUAGUGAACAACAGUGUUUUUAAAAUUUUUCUAAUCAUUUAUGGAAAAAAAGAAUUGGAUUUACCUCCUCAGUUUAUUGUGUUUUCCAGAUUUUGACAGGAGAAGACUGGAACACUGUGAUGUAUGACGGUAUCAUAGCUUAUGGUGGUCCUUCCUCAUCUGGAAUGGUGGUCUGCAUUUACUUCAUAAUCCUCUUUGUCUGUGGAAACUGUAUCCAACCAGCCACAAAUAAUCACAAAUGCUCGCACUCCUUUUGUACUAAAAAACAAACAAACAAACAAAAAAAAUCCACUGCAUCAUCACGCAUGCCUGUGUAAACCUUUUAGAGUCAGUUGUCAUUGUUACACAUUUUUUAAAUUACACUUGGACAACAUUUUGGUCAGUGUUUUUUCCUUAAGCCAGAUGUACAGACAUUCUGCUUAAUGUCUUCUUGGCCAUCGCUGUUGACAACCUGGCAGAUGCGGAGAGCCUCAACUCAGCACAGAAAGAGGAAAAGAAGAGACAGGAUGGCACCAAGUAAAGCUGAGGAUGGCUUAAUAUUGCACCUUUUAAUAUUUGUAAAACUAGUUUUACUGAUUUUUUUCUUGUUUGUCAGAAGCACUUUCAAUCAUCAAGUGACUGAAGUAUUUGAAAGCGUGAAAGACGAAGAUAAGGUGAAUACAUGUCCCAUGACAUUCACUAAAUGUCAUGGGAUUCAAUUCAAAAGGGAUAUUUCUGUUUAUACUUGAAUCAUGUUUAAUCAAUUUACUGCAUGCAGAUGUCUUCAGAGAAUGUACUGGAGGACGAUGAGCUGGAUCCUGCCAACGACUUUUCAGGUAAAAGGAAAUUUCAUCUUCCAUAGUGGAAGGACCAACCUUGGGUCCAUAGAUAACAAAACUUCUAACUCCUUAAAGACUGUCUGUGAUCCCACUUCAUUGUUUUGUGAUAGAUGACAGGUUUCAACAGUAAAAGUAUUCAGUGGCAAAAGUCUCAUGUUGUUUCAUCAACCAAAUUAAUUUAAGGUACAACUUUUUUACAUUAUACAGCCUUACUUUUGGGCAAGAUGCAUGGAUAAGGAAGGCAAAAGACUCAAUUCUCUGACACCCAACUUGCAGCCAAAAAAGAUAGUGAUAGGUUCUCAUAAAUGUGUUAUACGAGUAUAAUUCUUAGCAACCUCAUGCAGUGGUUUCACUUUACUUAACGCGCCCCAGGUUCUGCCUUAGCAUGUUGUGAGUAUUAAUAAGACAUUGAGAAUCAUAGAAAUUAUAUCUUUUUUGGGUGAAACAUACAAUGAGUUCUGUAUAAACCUAUAUGACUGGGUAAAGUUAUGACACUUACAAUGUGUUAUUAAACCUAGAAUUCAGAGGAGGCAGUUUUUUAUUUUGCAUUAGGGUGUAAUGCACUAUAAACCAUAUCUUUAUCAGGCAAUAUGAUCACAGCUUAUAACACUUUAUGAACAUCGCUAUGUGCUGUAAUGAAUGCUUAGCAUCACUAAUAAGGGUUGUUAUAAAGCUUUUUAGAUGCUUUAACAAGGCUUAAUAAAUGGUUUUAUAAUGCAUUACAAGGCAUGGGUUCAUGUUAUUAUUUAUUCUCUUUUGGUAAUGAGUCUUGCUGUACAAAAUUUGCAGCAGAAUUGAACAUCAGAUUUUGGAUGUCUUGCAUAUUCAAAGAACACAUAUCCAGUCAGUAAUUAUGUUUAUGCACCAAUAUUGCAUUGCAUUUGAUCAAAGUCCUAUAUCCAUGCAUAAUUUCCAUGUCAUAUGUGAUUAUUUUGUACAAUGCAAGAAGAUAUAUCAAAUCUUUGGGAACUCACAUAUUUUUAAAAAGAACAAGGAAUAAAGAUAACUCCACUUGUGGGGAAAUAUAUCUCAAAUAUAAACAUGAGAAGUAGUCCAAACAAAACUUCACAAUAAUAAAGCAGAUAUUUCAAAAGCUUUUUAAUGAUUUAGUCAUUUGAAAGAGUAAUGUGACUAUUAGAUGAGUUAAAUAGACUACAUCUUUAGUUUCUAUGAAUCUGAGUGAUAAAGCAACAGAUCAUUUUUAUGUCAAGCAAGAUUUAAAAAGAAAUCUCUGUCCUAGUGGGUGAUGAAAAUAACUGUGAUGAUAUCUCCCAAGAACUUUCACGAGGACCCUGCCCUCGGAGGCUUUCCUAUCUCACCAUCAAAAAGAAGACACCACUCAUCCCAGCUGGCAGCGCCUUUUUUAUCUUCAGCAGCACCAAUCCGUAAGUCUUAAACAUGUGGUUUGGUGAUACAGCAAGGCACAGGAACCACUCUACCUAGUGAAACAGAAAUUGCAGAAGCAGUUCUGGAAUCAGUCAAAGAUGCAAAAAGCUACAUAGUGUGUAACAGACUUAACAGUUGUACCUUCUCUGCCAUCUCAAUUUCUUUUUUGCUUUAUAGGUUUCGUGUGUUCUGCCACAAGCUGAUCAACCAUCAGAUCUUUACCAACCUCAUUUUAAUUUUCAUUGUGCUAAGCUCCGUCUCCCUGGCCGCUGAAGACCCAAUACGCAACUUCUCUGCUCGCAAUAUUGUACGUAUUGUAAAUACAGUGUACCACUGUCUUCAGCACUUUUUUCUUCACUGUUUUAUUUGAUAUAGUUUGUUUUUUUGUUUGUUUUGUCUCUUUGUAGCUGCCACCCAGAUGGCAAUUUUACAGGUUAGGUUAGGAAAAGUAACAAUGUAAAUAAAUGAUAAUGGCUGUUAGUUAUUAUGUUUGUUGUUUUUGUUUGUUUGUUUUUUUCUGUUCAUCGUCACCGUAUUUAGCGAUCUGUUGUUUUGCCUUGCUGAAUUGGCUUACUUGAACACAGAUAUAAAAGUUACCAUUUAUGUUCCUAUCAUCACCUUAUACUAUUAUUACUCAUUAAAGUAACAAUCAGAGUUCUUACUACAUUAAAAUACAGCAUUUUACUGGGCUGUUCUUCUUGAAUUGCUUCAUGAUUUUAACUUCUGCCUCUUGCAGAUACUUGGUUAUUUUGACUAUGCUUUCACUGCAAUCUUUACAGUUGAGAUCCUGUUGAAGGUAAAUAACCUUUGGUUUGGUUGUAUAUACCUGAAUAUUUGUCUGUGUAAGAGCUUUUCUUGUCUUUGUCUCUUGUACUUUUACAAAUCCAACAUCCAACACAAGUCUGAGGUCCUCUUUGUUAUUUUUGAAGUCCCAGUGCAGUCAGUGUCUGAGUAUGAGCCCAAGUCUGAGUGAUCAGUGAUCGAGUUUAAGUCCUGAACUCAAGUACUACAACGAAAAGCUCUUCAGAGUUCAGCUUUGUGUGUAGUUGUCUUAAGAUCCUGUGAUUUAUUUAGAGAAGAAGACCUGACCUGUUAUCAUGCGUUAUACCACAAUGCUUCCUUGUAUUCUCUACAACAAUGUGCUCUUUUCUAGAAAUUGUUAGUUUUUGGUGAAAAUUAAUAUUACAGAACAUUAUUACAUAAUAGUAAAAAAUUGGGAUUUUUUUUUCUUCAAAUCAGACAAAUUUUGAUCUGUGCAAACUUGAGUGUGCUCACUUUCAACUGCAUUUUUUUUGUAACAGCUAAAAUAAUAAUAGUAGGCGUUAAUGCAGUUAAUGCAUUUCAUGGUAGAUGCAUGUGAUUGAUGAACAUGUUUUUUAUUCUUUCCCUUUUUUGUCUUCCUUCGGCAAGAUGACAGCAUUUGGGGCAUUUCUUCACAAAGGAGCGUUCUGUAGAAACUACUUCAACCUCUUAGACUUGCUGGUCGUGGGUGUGUCUCUGAUCUCCUUUGGGAUUCAGUAUGUAUAGUUAAAUUGUUUUUUGAAAUCUCAGUCUGAGUCUGUAGUAAAGCAAAUGUGGUUUUUAAAUGUUUGAUUUUCUUUGCUAGUGGCAAGGCUUAAAAGAAUACAUCCAGGAAAAAAGAAACCUGUGAUUUUGACAAGCCAGAUUCAGUGUCAUUUUUAAAAACUCUCAAAUAGGUCUUCUGCUAUCUCAGUAGUGAAGAUUUUCCGUGUCCUAAGAGUCCUCCGUCCACUCAGAGCCAUCAACAGAGCCAAAGGACUUAAGGUUAGGAGAGUAAUAAAUUACAUGCUGUUUUAAGUAUCUGCUUGUAUGUACAGUAUGUCAUUGCUAAAAAUAAAUCUGCAACCAUUAAUGAGCUUUUACAUAUGGUUAUGUAUUGUGGAUUUCUACUUAAAUUCUGUCUAUCUUUUGCAGCAUGUGGUCCAGUGUGUAUUUGUAGCCAUCAGGACCAUUGGCAACAUCAUGAUUGUCACCACACUGCUGCAGUUUAUGUUUGCUUGUAUUGGAGUACAGCUCUUCAAGGUAAGAUGAAUAAUGUUAUUCUAGGAAAGAGACACAGAUGAUUGUUGGAAAGGGUAAUAGGCUCUAAGUGUGAAAUAAAAAAAAAAUCAGAUGUCUCUAUCUGCUAUUUUCUUUUUUUCACACAGGGGAAAUUUUACCGCUGCACAGACAAUGCAAAGUCCAGUCCAGAUGAGUGCAAGUGAGUUCCCUUUGUAAGAUUCUUUGGGAUUUUCAUCAGUAGACACUCCAUAAAAAUCCUGGUCUGCUGGGCUGUAGCGUAUAUGAGGUUAAGAUUUCUUCUCCACUCAUAGAGGUUCCUUCAUUCUUUACAACAACGGAGACACAGCAGCACUCUUGGUGAAGGACAGGAUCUGGUACAACAGUGACUUUAACUUUGACAAUGUCCUUGUGGCUAUGAUGGCUCUCUUUACUGUGUCCACUUUUGAAGGAUGGCCCACGUAAGUAGAACUAACUUUUAUGUACAGUAAAUGAAGAGUAAGCUUUUUAAAAGUUUGGUUAUUGUUCAUCUGUAUCACUUUCCAACAAACAAAUGCUGUCAAACUAGAUUUUCAGUGACAACAUCAAAAAACAGCAGGACAGACAACUAUUGAAUUAUCAUGUUAUAAUUUAAUAUUUGAAUAAGCUGGGAAGGGAAACUGUACUUAUUUUCAACAUAACAUUGUAAUCACAAUCUUGGCUUGCAUUGAUAAGUAACAAAGCUAUCCAAAAAUAUGAAUGUAGAGGAUAAUAUAGACAAGGAUACAUUUACAGUGUUGUCGCUGUCUGGAGAUUUAGGAGUUUUUAUCGGGAGUAUUUCUCAACAGCCUGCAUUCAGCUGUAGAAAAAGGAACAGAGGAAGGUAGUGGCUGCUAUUACAGAAUACACUGAUGUAUAACAGACACUGCAAGUAAAGCUCAGCAAAUAUUAGAAUUUAGUUUGUUAUGUCAAUGUUAAAGCCAAAAAAGACAUUGAUUGACCAUCAAAUAAUGUGGUGAAGAUUUCCUGACAAAUCACACAAUUUUCUAUGAAAUAAAAAAAAAGAAGUGAGAUAAUACUUAAGAUGUUAAUUGAAAUGUGUGUGUGUGUGUGUGUGUGUGUGUGUGUGUGUGUGUGUGUGUGUGUGUGUGUGUGUGUGUGUGUGUGUGUGUGUGUGUGUGUGUGUGUGUGUGUGUGUGUGUGUGUGUAUACUUCCCUGCAGCCUGCUGUACAAGGCUAUCGAUUCUAACAAAGAGAACAUGGGUCCCAUCUACAACUACCGCACUGAGAUCUCCAUCUUCUUCAUCAUUUACAUCAUCAUCAUUGCCUUCUUCAUGAUGAACAUUUUUGUUGGAUUUGUUAUUGUCACCUUUCAAGAGCAGGGGGAGAAGGAGUACAAAAACUGUGAGCUUGACAAGAACCAGGUAAGGGGUGCAAUGAUCCUUUAACUGAACAUAUACAUUAUUUUUAAAUCUUUAGGGGACAGUUCAAUGUCAAAGAAGUGGAAAUAAUCUUCCUAUUUAAUGCAGUACAUGGCCCUUGUUUAACUAAGAUGGCCAGGGUUAAGACAUGGAAGCCAAUCAAUGUAUUUAUUCAUAUGUUUUAGACAAUUUGAAAACUCUGUAUCACAAAAAGUUAAUUACAAUCAAAUUAUUGCUAUUAUUUUGUUGUUUGCGCUGCUUUAUCUUGCUGUCAGCUUUUUUUUAUUGGUACUUAUUUUCUAACCAUAUAGCCUCCAUAUUUCUUUACACAGUCUGUCAAAUCAGCUGGUAGGUUUGGAAUAUCACAAUUCCAACACCCUUUCCACCCAAAAUAAAUUUGUAAAUGAAUGAAUAAGAUCAGGUUCUGUAUAUACUCAUGUGAUCUUUGAUCGCACAGCACAUACAACUGGGAGUUGAGUCUCUUUAAAACAUCUGGGUGUAGGGAUCAAAAAUAUGACCAAAACUUCUCACAGGACUGAAACAAGUGCAUUGAAUCUGCAAGCUGACCGUCUCAGUGAGGAAAAGAAGGAUGCACAUUAAUACAGUAUAGGCCAAAAGUUUGGACACACCUUCUCAUUCAACGCAUUUUCUUUAUUCUCAUUACUAUUUAAAUUGUAAAUUCUCAGUGAAGGCAUCAAAACUAUGAAUGAACACAUGUGGAAUCAUGAGCGUAAGAAAAAAGUGUGAAAUAACUGAAAACAUGUAUUAUAUUUUAGAUUCCUCAAAGUAGCCACCCUUUGCUGUUUUGAUAGCUGCCAGUCAGGUCUGUGUAUUUUGUGUAUUUUGUGUAUUUUGUGUGUGUGUGUGCGUGCGUGCGUGCAUGCGUGUGUGUUACAUAGAUUCAGAAAAAGAAAAAUGCAAAAUGAUUAGCGAACAACAUCUCAUAAUCAAUGACGAGAAAGCUCAGGGAUUUUAUCACUGAAACCAGGGAGCUGAUCCACAAGAUAAAGCAGAAAAAAAAAUUAAAAUUGGAAUUCCAAUGUAGCUAUGUCUUUUCUGAGCAUCCUAAAAUGUUUUGCAUAAACUCAGUCCUCUAAAGACAGUCUCCUUUACCAGAAAGAAAAAAACAAAACAAAAUAUAUAACAUAUUGUGAAUCUGUGUGUCUGUCCAUUCCCUCUUUGCCCUUCUUGUUUGCUUCAUCACCUCAGCGUCAGUGCGUGGAGUAUGCUCUUAAAGCUCGUCCCUUGCGGCGUUACAUCCCCAAAAACCCCUACCAAUACAAGUUCUGGAAUGUGGUCAACUCUACAGGCUUUGAGUACGUCAUGUUUGUCCUGAUUGUUCUCAACACCCUUUGUCUGGCUAUACAGGUAAGUCUUUUGAUUGAAAUUAUACCAGUUUGCUUGUGAAAAUCAUCACUCUUAAUGUCAUUAAUGCACAAGUCUCUGUAUGUAAAUUUCAACUGAAACAGUCAACCCCGAGUUAACUCUAACUGCUCUAUUUUCAUGCCCGCCGGCUGUGCGGCGGAGGGUGGUGCACCCUGUGCAGUGGUAUUUUCGUCUGGCGGAGCCUGGCGUACAGCCAGUUUGGUAUAUGGUGGGGUACGGGGAGGUGUCGACAGAAUCAGCUGGUGCAGUGAUAUUUUCGUACUUGCGGUAGAAAGUGCGCUGAAAGGUUGCCAGUUCAAACUGGUCAGCUUUCAGGUGGAGCACAGCUGGUAUUUUGGUAGACGUAGUGCGCAUACGCCACUGAUGCCUCACCCACAGCCAAUAAUCUGAGUCAGCACAUACAUUUAGAUCUAUAUAGAUAUAUUCUGAUCUAUAUCCGAUCUGAUGAGCGCGUUUGCAUGCGUUAAGACACUAAACCUGACCGAAUUAACACAGCUGAAACCACAUUAAAUUAAAUUAAAUAUCUAGUAAAUAAACACACAUGAUGAAGUUAACAAGGUAUUUAAUUCCCCCCCCCCAUUUCCAUCUUCCUCGUCCUCUUAUUUCUCUCACAGCUUGACCUGGACAAGUCUCCGUGUCCUCUCCCGGUCCUGCUGCUGCUGCUGCUGCGGCUGACCAGAUGAUUUAUUGUAAUGAUCAGAUGAGUUAUUUACUUAAAGCCAACAUACAAAUAUUAUAAAAUUUAGUUGCAUGAGCUAAAUUUAUUUUAUAUGCCAACAUCAAUGAAAGAAAGAGCCAGGCCACAUAGCGUGAUCCCUCUUUUAUAUGUAACUUGAUGUGAGUGUCUUUAUUUGUGGAAAAGUGUGUUUGUCUUACCAGUGGGUCCAACCUUACACACACCAAAUCUCUCUGUGAUAACUUGAGAAAGUGUGGAGAGAGAAUGUUCCACCAUCUGUCGCCAUCAUGUGGCAUUUUUGUCCUCAGCCAUCUCUUGAUCUCUCGAAAAUUGUAAUACACCUCGCUGGCGGCAAAUUUAAAGGUGAGGACAGGAGCUGAUGUGAUUGGAGAAAACAGGCCUCGGCUGUGUUAAACCCACUCCACGCUUUAUCGCCUUCCUCUCUACGACUUCCGGGAGGGGGGAUACUUACGCCGGGCUGCGCCGCUCACCAAAAUAUCAAAAUGUGCUUGGGCACACCUUAUCGGCACGGCAGACCUGACUUAUGCCACGCCUGCGGCACACCACCAGCGAGGCACGAAAAUAGAGCCCUUAGUUAUGAAUCUUGCUAUGUUCUGGUGUUUUUCUGUAUUUGCACCUAUUUGCACUGGUCUGCACAAAUUUGCACCCUUUCACCUAAAACAACACUAAGGCAACUAAUUUUUUGUUUCCCUGCCAAAUUAGUUUACUGUAUGGGUUAGUUGAAGUUUAGAAACUGAGAGACUACGGAUCCUCAAAAGAGGCUCAGUUUGUGAUGCUGUUGCACCUAAAUUUAAAAACACUACAGCAUAGUAUAAUCUUCUAAAAAAAAAAAAAAAAACAAUAAUUGAACACUUACAUUUAGUCUCAUAUCCUCUCUUUUUAGCAUUAUGGCCAAUCUCACCUGUUCAACUAUGCCAUGGACAUCCUAAACAUGGUCUUCACUGGGGUUUUCGCAGUAGAAAUGAUUCUGAAACUCAUUGCCUUUAAACCCAAGGUAAGCCUACUCUCUUCUUUUCCCUCCACCUUCUACCACCGUCUGUCAUGUCAAAACACCAUAGUUAAAUUUUGCUGUUAGUAUAUAGAGCACUUCCAAUAUGCCACUGUUGAAACAGUAUACCUUGAGCUACAAAGUACAAACUAAUGAGUGUUAUAUUCUUAUUUUCUAUGCUGCAUAAAUCUGAUAAUCAAUAUCAAGGAUUGAUUGACAACACUAAAGAGAAUUGAGUUGCUGGUUAUGACGCUAAUCUAACAAAGAUUCUUUUGGACAAUUUCCCAUCAGGUAGAGAUAAAGUGUCAUCUUACUUAGAUAUCCACAUAUCAAAAAUGUACAUGUAUAUAUGUUUUUUAAAUUAAAGAGUCAAUAUCCUCUGACUUUAUUCUAUGCAUUACUCCUCUUUCCUACCACUUCCUUUUUUUUUUGCUAUGUUUAACCCCUUUUUCAUCGUGUGUGUUUUUGUGUUACUUGUACUUGCAGAACUAUUUUGCUGAUGCAUGGAACACGUUUGAUGCCUUAAUUGUUGUGGGUAGCGUGGUUGAUAUUGCCAUCACUGAGAUCAAUGUAAGUAGUCAUGUAUUGCACUGAAGUUGCUCUCUUCCUGCUCUUCCAAACAAGAGGACUGCCACAGCUUGUUGUAUAUCGGAAUCAGAAUCAGCUUUGUUGGCCUAGUAAUUUUUGAGAUAUUGCGCAGGUGGAAAAAAGCUAUCCCAGAGAUUUGUUGAAUGUGGGAGCUAAAGGACAAAUCCUGAUCAAAUAAAACUCCCAGAUUUCGCACAGUGGGGCUGGAUGCCAGUCUGAUGCCAUCUAGCAUAGCUAUAUUAUGAGAGAAUGCCUCUCUAAGGUGUUUUGGACCGAGGACAAGAACUUCAGUUUUGUCAGAGUUGAGCAUCAGAAAGUUGUUGGUCAUCCAGGAUUUUAUAUCUUUGAGACAAGCUUCUAGUUUGGUAACUUGGUUUGUUUCUUCUUGCUUCAUGGAUAAGAAUAACUGGGUGUCAUCUGCAUAACAGUGGAAGUUAAUCAAGUACUUCCUCAUAAUUUUACCCAGAGGAAGCAUGUACAAGGUAAAGAGGAUCGGUCCAAGCACUGACCCUUGCGGGACUCCAUAGCAGACCUUGGUGUGCGCAGAGGAUUCAUUAUUAACAUGGACAAACUGGGAUUGAUCCGUUAGAUAAGAUUUAAACCAGGAAAGAGCGGAUCCUGCUAUGCCGAUAGAUUGUUCCAGUCUCUGAAGCAGGAUGCAGUGGUCGAUCAUGUCAAACGCAGCACUAAGAUCCAACGGGACAAGAACAGAGAGAAGACCACUGUCCGAAGCCAUGAGUAGGUCAUUUGUCACCUUCAGCAGAGCAGUCCCCGUGCUGUGAUGGGUUCUAAAUCCAGACCGGAAAUCCUCCAAUAAACCAUUGUUAUGAAGAAAAUCCCAAAGUUGAUUCACAACAACUUUCUCUAGGAGUUUAGAAAUAAAAGGAAGGUUGGAUAUUGGUCUAUAGUUAGCUAGGGUGCUUGAGUCAAGAGUAGGUUUUUUAAGGAGAGGUUUAAUCAUUGCAGUCUUAAAAGACUGGGGAACAUAUCCUGUUAAUAAAGACGUAUUGAUCAAGUUAAGCAAGGACGUACUGAUCAAAGGAAGAGUUUCCUUCAGCAGUUUAGAUGGAAGUGAUGUUACCUGCCUGUUUCCUGACCCUGGACUGCUCUAAGUCCCUGGAUGGAGGGCAGGUUGGCCCCUGUGAGGUUUUCUGCAGACCUGAUUGUACAUUGCCGUCGGUCCCUGUCCUGCUUGAUUCUGCAUUUCCAUGACAACAAGAGUUGCAUUACUUGUUGAUACUGUAUGUUGAUACUGUAUGUUUGAAAAAACCAUAAAUGACUGCAUAAAUAAAAAUGUGUUUUUGAAUAGGCUAUAAUAACUAAUAAUAUUUUCUCCUAUUUUCAAAUCACUCCCAUGUCCUUCAUUUUAGAACACAGAAGACAGUGCUCGCAUUUCAAUCACUUUCUUCCGCCUAUUCAGAGUGAUGCGUUUGGUAAAACUGCUCAGCAGAGGGGAUGGCAUCAGGACAUUGCUGUGGACCUUCAUCAAGUCAUUUCAGGUGAAAGUGAAAAAUUUGAAACAAAAAAACUGUUGAAAGUUAGAAGACAAACCUUGUAAAACAUGCUGCUGGAUAUUUAGCCUAUAAUCAAUCCCUCAACUUCUAAGUGGUUACACUAAGACUUUUUUUAAGUUAAUUUUUUGGGCAUUAUUUGCCUUUAAUGGACAGGACAGUGAAGACAGACAUGAAAAAAUGGGAGAGAGGAGGGAAAGUCAAGGCCAGGACUUAAGAACCGUGACCACUGUAGCCCCAGUUAGUGGCGCAAGCUAACCUACUAAGCUAUAUGUGUGCCACAUUAAAGGCCUGAAUUAGUAAAAAAUGUAAUAAGAUCCGAAAUGUAAUAAUUGGUCAAUAAUGUAGCAGACGCUGAACCCAAAACAUAGUAAUUUUUUGUCCAAAAUGUAGCAACUUAUUACAUUAUGAGUUUUGUUACAGUUUUUUAUUACAUGUUGGGCUUAACACUUUUGUUACAUAAUUGACCAAUUAUUAUAUUUCAGGCUUUAUUACAUGUUUUUAUUAUAACAUUUUGGCUCAUUGAUACAUGCCCUACACAAAAUAUAAACAAAACGCCUGAAAAGAGGCUGUUGCUGUAAUUGUUGUUUGACUGACAGCAGGGUGUUUCAGUAAAAGCUUUCCUUUUGUUUUUGCAUCCAGGCUCUCCCUUAUGUUGCCCUUCUGAUUGCCAUGCUGUUCUUCAUAUAUGCUGUAAUUGGAAUGCAGGUAACACUAAACAUGAUGAGAAGCUGCUGAGAUACCUCACUACUUAAGUUUUCUUCAGGUUAUGAUUUCACUUUGUAACCAGAGCAGCCAACAAGAGUCAACAUGUCACUAAGAAGCUCAGGCACAAACCAGUAUUUUAGAAUAAUACAUAUUCAUAAUAAUAGAAUAAAGAUAUUUUACUAUCUCUCGUACUAUUAUUAUGUCCCUCAUAAUACUGGCAGAAAAAUAUGCUUAAAUCAGGUCAUGUUAUCAGCUCACCAUAUCAGUUAUCCAGAAUCAGGGAUAAGAUUAAACACAACCAAAAAGUGUUCAACUCUAAUAAAAAUAUAGAAAGGUAGCCCACCUAUCAUCUGAAAAUGUGAUAAUUAAUAAUCCUGUUAGGUUAGAAAUUACACAUUUAGGAGAAGAAGUAAACUUCUACCUGACUUCAAUCAGCAUCAUCAGACCAACUUAAAAGAUGACUUUCUAGAAGGAGGGUGAGAUAUGGUGGCUGGUAAGCAAAUUAGCAAAUGUCGAGCCCUGUGUGUAACACUCCAUUUUUGCAGUCAUCACUUUAAGUUUUUUUUUUAUCCUGAGAAAGGAGGUUUAUUUAUUCAUCCAUUGUAAUUUUUUGACUUCUCAUAGGUGUUUGGGAAAAUAGCUAUGGUAGAUGGAACACGAAUAAACCGCAACAACAACUUUCAAACCUUCCCACAAGCAGUCCUUGUACUCUUCAGGUAUUUGUGUUGUUGAAUACAAAGUAAUCCAAUGCAAUUAAUGUUAAAAUCCCUAUUUCCAUUUCUGUAUUGACAAUUGUCCUUUUUUUAGGUGUGCCACAGGUGAGGCCUGGCAGGAGAUAAUGCUUGCCUGUCUGCCAGGGAAGCUGUGUGAUUCAGAGUCGGAUUACAACCCAGGGGAGGAGAGAACCUGUGGUAGUGGCUUUGCCAUUAUCUACUUUAUCAGCUUCUACAUGCUAUGUGCUUUCCUGGUAAUCUUCAGACAUUUAACUUUGUUCUGUGUCAGUAAUAUUUGGGCAUUGUAUGGAAACUGCAAAAACAUGUCAUAUAUCUUUGUUUCAGAUCAUCAACUUAUUUGUAGCUGUCAUCAUGGAUAACUUUGAUUACCUGACCCGUGAUUGGUCCAUUCUUGGACCACAUCACCUCGAUGAGUUCAAAAGGAUCUGGUCUGAAUAUGACCCAGAAGCCAAGUGAGUAUUUAGAAUCCAAUUUGGAUAAAAUUUUGAACCCUGUACCAAGUACAGCCUACUACUGCUAUACUUCUAAAGCUAAGUAUAGCCUACUAGAGUCUACUGGUCAAACUGCUCAAAGGUGAAGAGUAAAUAUAGCUAUUUGCCCACUAGAGGACCUGAAGGAAUUUCUUGGUGUAAGAUUUCCCAGCUAAUCUGUAUUGCACUUGAACAGAUCUCUGUUUACAUCCCAAGCAGCAACCUCCAACCUUAAGAAAAAAAGCUGUGGUGGAAGUGCAAAAAAAUGUGCGCCCGCUUGAGUGACAUGACCGUUUUAAAGUUAUCAAGGUUGAAAGAUAACUGAAUCAAAGGCACGGCUGACUUGACUGAUGAGCAGGCACACUGUACACACUAAAAACAACCCAACUUGGUUUAUUUUUAUCCCAGCUCCAAGGUUAAAAAGGGGACAACUACUUGUUGGAUUAUUUUAACCUAGAAAGUUGGGUAAUUCAAAUUAACCCAAAUUUUGGGUUGAAUCAGUAAUCCAUUUUAAGGGUCAGAUAAACCCAAUCUUCAAGGUGAUUUUAUGCAUUAAAUUUUUUUUAUUCAACCUGGACCCUAUUUUCCCAUCUACUUUUAUACAAAUGAGUGGUGGGAUUUUCAAGUUAUGCAAUUGCUAAAGAACUCCGUCACCCUAUGCAGUGUUUCAGUUCACUCUCCCCCUGGACUGCAAUGGCAGUCUCUCUGUCCCUCUGCAUCUGCUUCUUAACACAGGGUGUCCCAGGUGGCCAUUUUAACUAGAAAACUGAGCCCUCAAGAUAACAGAAGUUAAUAUGGGUAUUACAAUAAGGUCUCAGCACAGAAUGCACCUGUGGUACAGAUGGAUGGGUUCGAACCCAUGGGUCUUGGCCUGUCACAGCUGAAGAGUCAAUGUGGGAGCCCCUUCCCAUGGGCUCACCAUCUGAAGGAGGGGCCAAAGGGGUGCAAUGUUAGUAGGGUGGGUGCCAAAGGAGAGGACCUUGGCUGUAGAAGCAAGCUUUGGGGACGUGGAAUGUCACUUCUGGUGGAGAAGGCGCCUUUGCUGAUGUGCUAGGUGGAGAGGUUCUAGCUAGAUGACUUGCCUCAAUGCAUAGUGGGCUCUGAAACCAGGCCUCUUGAGAGGGGUUGGUCACUUUCCCACUCUAGAUUUGCUGCUGGUGAGAGGCGCUAGGCAGGGGUGGUGAUACUUAUUGCUCCCAGCUUAAGGCCUUUAUGUUGGUGUUAACGCCUCACUGGUGAGGUGUCUGAGGCACGUCCCACCAGCAGGAGACAAUAGGGAAGCCCCAGGACACGGUAGAGAGACUAUGGGCUCUAUUUCUGUGCCCGCCAGCAGCCCAGCGGAGGGUGGUCCACCCCGCACAGUGGUAUUUUCAUCUGGCGGAGCCUGCAUACGGAUAUUAUAAUAUCCGUAUGUAGGCUUAGAGUACAUAAAGAUAUUUUAAUAUUCAGCUGCAUGAGCCAAAUUUAUUUCAUAUCCCAACAUCAAUGAAAGAAAGAGCCAGGCCACGGAGCACAAUGGUUCAGAUUUUAAUGCCAUUAUUGAAGUUUUUGUUGUGAUCUGUGCAUACAACCUUCCUUUGUCACGUGAGGUUUAAAUAUAUGCAACUUCAUGUGAGUGUCUUUGGUAAAGGGUGUUUGUCUUACCAGUGGGUCCAACAUUACACACACCAAAUCCAUCUGUGCUUAUAUGAGACAGUGUGGAGGACGCCCUCUGCAGCGCUUACAGCGACACUUGUUGAGGAGCUGCCUUCUGUCGCCAUUGUAUGGCAUUGCUGUCUUCACCCAUCUCUUGAUCUCUUUGACUACUGAACAAAAAUUGAAAUACGCCUCGCCGGUGGCGGAUUUAAAGGUGAGGACAGGAGCUGAUCUGAUUGGCGAAAACAGGUCUCAGCUGUGUUAAACCCACUCCAAGCCCUCUCUAUGACUUAUGCCGCUGGGAGGAGCUGAGUUAGGGACGGGGGAUACUUACGCUGGGCUUCGCCACUCACCACAAUACCAAGAUGUGCUUAGGCAUGCCUUGUCGGUGCAGCGGACCUGAGUUACACUGCGCCUUCGCCAGUGAGAAACGAAAGUAGAGCCCAUUAUUUUCUGUCUCAAUGCCCAUCUCUGAAUUACCCUAAGAGGAUCUAGCAAGGACAUGAGUGGCUGUAAAGACUGUGCUCAGGGCAUAAUUCCAACAAAGCAUAUUUAAUUUUUAUUUUUUUGACAGAGGCAGGAUAAAGCACCUUGAUGUGGUAAGUUUGCUGAGGAGGAUCCAACCUCCAUUGGGAUUUGGCAAGCUCUGCCCUCAAAGGGUGAUCUGUAAGGUGGGUUUUUUACAGCUUAUUGACACACACAAAAAGGUUCACGGUCACUGUUUUGUGAAGUGUUGAUUUUAUUUUUUUAUUUUUUUAAAUAUGUUGCAGCGGCUUGUGGCUAUGAACAUGCCCCUGAACAGUGAUGGGACAGUCAUGUUUAAUGCCACUUUGUUUGCUCUGGUUCGUACUGCUCUAAAGAUAAAAACAGAGGGUGAGUGUGCUCUAAAAACUAAUCAAGCAUUUGCAAAAGUAUUGGUUACAUUAUGAUAGAUUUCUCUGUUUGGCUGUGAUUCUUUUGAAAUGAAGAACUCACAGGGAUUUAAUUCUUGUUUUAAAUUGGACCCCCCCACCCAACCCCAAUGUAACAAUGUAGGUACAAGUUAGUAAUUGGGUCAGGAUGCUUGAAUGUACUUUAGUUGAAAAGAAAGAUUCUAAUGGAGUUGCAGGUUACAUAUUGGAAUUUACAUUGACAUUUUUAUUUAAAGAUGUUGCUGAAAAUUUCUGAAUGUCUCUGUCAAUAUGUGUGAGACUGGGUAGACUUGUUUCUAAUUAAAGAAAUCUUUUGUGUUAUUUCCAAGGUAACCUGGAGCAAGCAAAUGAAGAGCUUAGAGCUGUAAUAAAGAAGAUCUGGAAGAGGACCAACAUGAAGCUGCUUGACCAAGUAGUGCCCCAGGCAGGCGGUCAGUGGGUUUUUAACAUUCAAAUUCCAAGGGGGAACUCUUCGUUAGGAAGUGCUCAGGGGCUUUCAGAAUGGCAAAGGUUUCCUGUUUAACAUCAGCGGGGACACUUUUUACAGUUACAAUUUUUUCCCUAUUAAGGUAUCCACAGUGACCUAUACACUUAAGUUGAUUCAUUUUGUUGUCUGACAGCAAAAGGUUCCUGGUUUGCAUACUUGCUGGGGCCAAGCAGGUGUGUGUCACCAAGUGACUGUGAGAGUUCCCUCCAGUUACAUCAGUUUCCUUUCUCACAUGAAAGAUGCUUUGCGGUAUUUUUCUGCAAUAUAGAAGAGAAUCUUCUGACCAAACACAUUUGUUCUUAAGACGUAGGUCCUAUAUUCACCUGUUUUGGCUGAUUCAAGUGAAAACACCAAUGGAUUACACUGACCAUCCUUACACUUAGCAGAAGGGGUAGUUUUCCCUAUGCAGAAUCUUGACUAAAGGUCUGGGCUAGCUUGUAGUUUUGGAUCAUGUCCUAUAUCCUGUGGCCCACAGUGAGCAAAUGCCGUCCACUAUUCUUCACAUGCACAGCCAUAUGUAAAGCCUUUCUGUGAGAACAUGUUUAAGGAUAUCUGACAAGCAGCCAAGCUCCUGAGGUGAUACAUUUUUUUUCAAAUAUUAUAAUAAGAACUGAGAUCAAAACACAAAUAUCCAUACACACACACACCCAUUCACACUAAGUAUAUUUGCACCAAAUGACAUAAAUAUAUUUCUACAAACAUACAGACAAAUACACACAAAUACACACACUACUAUAUACAGUUGAAACCAGAAGUUUUCAUACACUAUAUAAAAAGGCACAUAACCUUUUUUUUUCCUCACUGUCUAACAUUGAAUCAGAUUAAACUUUUCCUGUUUUUGGUGAACUAGGAUUACCAAAGUUAUUUUUAUAUGCUAAAUGCCAAAAUAAUGAGGGGAUUAUGAGAGAAUUUUUUAGACAAUUUUUAUUAUUUUCUCAAAAGUCAAACGUUUACAUACAUUUAAUUACUAUUUGGUAGCUGCCUUUUAAUUGUAUGACUUGGGUCAAAUGCUUUGGAUUUGCUUCCACAAGCUUCUCACAAUAGUUUGCAGGAAUUUUGGCCCAUUUCUCCUGACAGGACUGGGCCCUCAUUUAUCAAUCUUGCGCAGAUCUGAGCGUAGGAUUCAUUGUACAAUAGGACACACGUGAGAUUUAUGAAAGGGUUCGUAUCUGACCAAUCCCAGCGUACGUUUGAUCGGGUCUAAAUGCGGCGGCUGAAAUCGAUCAUCAUUAACAUGUUUACGCCUUUAAAUAUAAUAUAUUUAUUUUAUUUUAUUUAUGUCUUAAUCUUUAGUGAAAUCUGUCUGAUUGUGCUUAAUGACAGGUUUGAGGUUUGUUUAUCAAUUAUUUUGAGACAAAUAUUUGCUGCACCGCAGAUCCACACUGACUUCAAACUUGCGUACACGAUGUCAGAUCUGUCGUGAGAUUUGGUCGUAGCGUACCCUCACAUGCAGAUUGAUAAAUGCCGAUCCUCACGUCAAAAUUUUGGUACGCAAGGUGUACGCAAGUUUUCUGCCGUACGCAAGCUUGAUAAAUGAAGGCCAUUGUCUUGCUGCAAAACAAACUUGUAACCCACAAGUCUGAGUCCAGGUGGAACAGCAUGGUGCUGGAGGAUGGAGUGGUACUGUUCCUUCUUCAUGGUACUCAUGGUAACAAAUCUCCUACUCCAUCACCUGCAAAACAUCCCCAUACCAUGUAACUACCACCUCCAUGCUGAAUUGUGGGUGUAACACAUGGUGCUUUCAGACGUUCACCAGUUUGUCUGCGGACAUUGACCCCCUGGAGUAAAUACAUCCCAAAAUACAUAAAACUCAUGCUGGAUUUAAAAAAAAGCAUUGUGAACAAAAACUUGAAGUUACUCCCAACUGUUCAGCCUGUAAUGGCCUUGCUUCCAAACUUUUCGCCUGUAGUGUAUAUAAUAAACACACACACUACCAUUGUUAAGUAGUUUUAAAGUCCAGCACAGUCUUAAAAUAUGUGAGGUAUGCUCCAAUGGGGAGAGUGAAGUAUACUGGUAUUCUCGCAUCAGACUUUACCUUGAAUGUGUGUCAAUGGUUGUUUCUGUUUUUCUUAAAGAAGAGGAUUAAGAUUUAGAUUAAGAUUUCUGUUUUCAAAAAUAUUGGAUGGAUCCAGAAACAGUGCUGAGGUAUGUGAUGUUUAUUUUGGAUGCUUUGGUGUGUCUGGUCUGUUCACUUAGAUGACGAAGUAACCGUGGGGAAGUUUUACGCCACUUUCCUGAUACAGGACUACUUCAGGAAAUUCAAGAAGCGCAAAGAGCAAGGUCUUGUCGGAAGACAUUCAUGGGAGAGGCGGAACAGUACCAUGGCAUUACAGGUCAGUAAAGUACAAUGUAACAUGCUUGUGCACAUAGGUUCACUCCAUUGAAUUUGUCAAUCUCACUAUACUGGAAGACUCACUUUGUCUGCUCACUGUAAUGUCUUCGUUUUGUCUGAUACCUCUCACUGGUCCUCACUUAUAUUUGUAAUCCAUGCACACGGAUUGUUACCCAUAUUACUUGAAGGGACUAUAGAUGGAAAUUGGACUUUAGCUAUAAUCUUGCAUAUUUACAUGUAUAUUUUCAUUAAUUAGUAUUGUCCCUGUUAUAAAUAAAAUAAAUCCUAAAUCCUACUCACAGAUUUGCAUGUAAUUAAAUCUUCCCAGAAUGUGCAAUGUGAGGCUCACUUCUCUUUGGUAUAGCCCAUGCCAAAGAAAGGUUGGGGUUGGAUUUUAAAGGACAUAACAACUGCCGUGAUGUAGCAUCUACUCGCAAUGCUCAGGCAUACGAUGCAGCAGGGUGGUAGUGUGAAUGUUGGCUUUCCCUGACAGCCAUGGUGGUGUGGAGCUUUCACGAUAAGUCACACCAGGGAGUUCUUUGGAAAGUUUUAGCAUAACACCCCUUGGAAACACUGUGGUAUAGUUAUCACCAAGUUGUAGCAGGUAGCAGUGUCAUGAGACCAUGGUAUACCACAGCCUUCCCUAUCACACUGAGGUCUGCUGGUUGAAUCAAAGGUCAAUGCCCAACUGCUUCAAAUGUUCAAUUUGACAUAGGAUUGUCCCAUUUAUGGAGGAGAAAGGAAAGCUGGUGACUGACUUUAAUGACAGUUCUAUGGAUGUGCUGUCAAGUCUCAUAUACCUUUUUAAAGUCCAUUUACAAAUUUAUGUUUUUCAUUCAAUGGGAGAAGGAUAAAGUCAAAUAUAAACUGAUCAAACUGUAGUGUGGCCCACUAUGGAAGGAUAAAUUAAGAAUAAGAAGAACUAUAUUGAUCUCCGAAGGAAAAUUCAAUUGCCUGUCGUCUCAUUUGUCAUGUCUCAAAAAGUCAUCUACAAUCUAUCAAGUUGUAAAGUCUGAUGGCUGUGGGUACAAAAGAUCUUUUGAAUCUUUCUGUCCUGCAGCGAAGAGAGAGGAGCCGUCCACCACCAUUGGAUUUUGGGUCCAUCAAGGUGUUAUGAAGUGGAUGGUCAAUGUUCUAGAAUUUUCACAUCUGUUUCACAAACAAUCAUUUUAGAAAUACCUGACAUAGAAAUAACUAUAGAUGACAGUAUUCACACCUAGGAUACUCUGUAUGUUUGAAACAACAUAUUUGUUGGUGUUGAACAAGUUUAAACUGUGCAGUUGGCUGACAUACACAACAUUUAAUGACAUGUUAAAAAUGUACCUGCUCAGAAAAUAACCUGAUGUCAACAGGACAGUAAAAGACAGAAGUUUCUAGUGCUGACUAUACAAGGGAAGAUUUAGAUGUUCUUUACCAAAGCUUGAAGGUGAGCCUUGCUGACAAUGGAGAGAAAGAACUCCAAAAUACAUGACCGUCUGCCUUGUUGUGUAAAUGAUUAAAAUCAUGCUAAAUGUUUUUAAUCUGUAAUAUGUGUGAUAAGUCUUCAGAAUCAAAUUCAGAAUACUUUUUAUUGACAACGCUGAAAACCAGAGGACAGGAUAUAUCCAAUCACUUUGACUACUAUCUAAGAGAUUUAAUGUAUAGUUGCUCACUUUUCUUUUAACCAGACAGAGAUAUGGCUGUAGAUAAAGAGGCCUAUAAAGAAGGUAACGCUGAUAUUACCAUUUCUCUAUUUGCAGGCUGGCCUACGCACACUGCAUGAUAUUGGACCAGAGAUCCGUCGAGCCAUAUCAUGUGACCUGCAAGAGGAGGGGCUAGUAGAUGCAAAUGUUGAGGAAGAGGAGGAAAUAUAUAGGGUAAAUUUUAAGAUAGACAUAAACAUUCUCCUUAAAUUGUAGCCAGAAUGAUCCCCAGCUCCUGCAGUCUGCAUGCCAAAGUGUCCUUGAGGUCGACGCUGAUCAGAGUGGCAUAGGCACCCUGUUUUAUUUAUUGUAAAUGACUGUUAAGCAUAUAUUAGACCAGAGUUUAAAGCGUAUUGUGACAAUCCAUGAGUGAUUGUUUCAUUAAAGGGUAAUUUUAGCCUAUUUGAUGGUGGGUGAUGGCAAAAAAAUGGUUGGGGAUCACUGCUUUGAAUGAUUUACCAUAGUCUUUAUUGGGGAAUGAUAAAAUAGUCAUUUCUCAUGAGAGCUGCCUUUUUACCUUCAUAAAAGCACUUUAAACAACUGUUGGUUGUACUAACUUUGUUGUUUUGUCACAGUUCUAAUUGGUUAUAAUUCCUUUCUCCGCAGCAAAAUGGCAGACUUUUUGGGAACCUCGUAAGCACUGUCAAUGUGGAUCAUCAAGGCUACUUCAUCCCGACCACUGUCACACAACGCCCCCUACAAAUUUUACCUUUUUCCACCAGUGCCUCAGUCAAUCCAAUCUCAGCAGACAGGGAAGCCAGCAUAAAUGAUAGAGAAGAUACAGAGAUUAACUUUCCAUCAGCCCAUCACAACUGUCAUUACACCCCUCAUCCCAACUGUAAUCAUCACUGAAUUUCCUUUUGCUAUCAAUCACCAAUACCCUCUUAUACAAAGCUCAACAAUUCAAAUUUGCCUCACUCCUCUCCAUAGCCAAUGAAAAGCAGCAGAGGUGUUUGUUUGGGCAACGCCGCCUGGCUUCAGCUCAAAAUGGAACGUCGGUGUUCACCAUCAACAAGGGAGUACAAGACAAUCCUUGGAAGUCCAACUCCACAAAGUAAGUUACCUGAAACCUAAAAAGAUCCUAAAAUAUUGUAAAAGAAUCAGUUGUUUCUGUGUAGCAGUGUACCAUUGAUGAGACAGAGAUUGUUGUAAUUGAUGUUAUAAUGUAAUGCUUUGGCAAUAUUGUUCAAACAGUCAUGCCAAUAAAGACUAUUGAAUUUGAAAAUUGAGAGACACAGAGACAUAGAUAUAGAAAUAUUUUUUUUACAAUUCAGGUUUAUUAAGCUUUUGGCCACUAAUGUAACUGCUUAGACUCAUGCAGGGAUAGAGUAACAUAGUCUUUUUGCUCACUUCUUCCAAACUAAAUAAGAUGUUGUGAUUUUUACCACAAUAUAUUCAAAUUUUCAUCUUCUUUUGCAUUUGUUAAUGUCAGUGUCAUGAAACUUAGUAUUGUGAAUAUCUGAAAAAUUCCCCUUUAAAAAAGACAAAAAUCUGCACUGACAGUUUUGAGAUCUUUAUAUUCACAAGUAAGAAGGUUCACAGCAUGUUUGUGAUGUGCCAACCACUGUAGCACAUUGCGAAAUCAAUCUCUUUGGGUUAUUCGUUUAUGCGCGUACUCAGAGUAGGCCUCACUGAAGUGUAUUCUACUUAGAUGGGCCCUGUCCUACCUAGUAGGAGCACAGUCAGACAGGCUUGUUUGCAAAUGUGAAGAAAGAGAGCUGUUACAUAUAAUGACAAAUGAUGGAGAUAAAGUGAACUUGAAGAGAGCUUUAAAAUGACACCUGAAUCAGCUCUCUAGGUGCCAUACUUCCAGAGUUAUGAAUACUUUUGUAACGCGUCAUGCUAAUUAGCCAAAAAUUCAUUAGCCCCUAUCUCACUAAUUAGAUGGCUUUGAACAAAAAUAUUUGAGCUCUGACAGUUUCUCCUGAAGGCCAAUCACUCCACCAAAUUUCAUCAAAAUCUGUGACGUAAGUGGAGAUUCUUGGUUGAAUUGGCAUGGAAUGACCCAUUAGUGAAUGGAUAGAGGUCUGCAAUCACAAUACAUUUGUACCUGCACAUUUAACAACCAGAAGUGAAGCGUUGUUGUCCUCGUGUGUGUGUUCUCACAUUGCUUUAUGUUGUUGUAGAAGUGCAAGAGGCACUGCUUAACUACACACAGCAGGGGUGCCACAUAUACACACAUGCAUCUACACGUAUACAUGAUGCUGCUCUGCAAGCUGCCAUGCAUUGUCUCUGUCCUCCCUUAUUACACCUUUGUUACUGGCUCAAAGUGAGAAUAAGAGGUGAUUUGCACCACCAUCAGACCUAACCCUAACACAUCUAGACAAAAUAUAUUCAGGGUGUAAAUAUCCCACCCUUGCAGUAUGUACAAGCUGUUUCUCAUUAGAUGGACUGUUUGUCUGUCUUCUACCAAACUUCAGGAAGGGCAGAAAACUUGUUUGUUUCAAUUUGUAUUUUGUAUGUUUUAUUAAUUACUGUCCUGUAGUUUAAACCCAAAGAAAGGUUUCACCUGUUUUUUCCUCAUGGUGAAAGCAUUUGUUUAAAAAACUGUUGAAUAAACAAUUUUACAUCAAUAGGUUUUUUCAAACUAAUGGUUAUCAUCAAACUUGUUUUUAAUAUAAACAGGUUACUAUAAUUGCUUAAUAAUCCCCAACAUUGAAAAAGCAGUUGUUUCUGCAACACAGUGUUAUUUAAUGUAUGCCAUGAUGCAACACAGAUAUAUAUAUUAUUUGAUCUAUAUCUGGCUUUCUAAAAGACAUUAAUGGGCUUUUUGAAGUCAGCUAGGACCUGAGUAGGGGUGUCCAGGGAGUUGAUUGAAGUGUAUUCACUCUGGGCCUUUUAUUUACAUCACCGAAAAUCUGAAAAGUGUGCCUUAUAUUUACUCUGCAACAUUUGACAGAUUCUUUUUUCUAUAAAGGGAUGCCAGGUCAGGAAGUGGAUGUGGACUCUUUCCAAUAGCAUCCAACAUUGAUUCCAGGUUUAGAGAUAGUGAUGAAGACCAAGGAUCUGCAGAUUACUAUAGUGGGGAGGACUUUCAGGAAGACAACAUCAAGCUAACAGGCGAUAGGUGCCAUUCAAUAUUUCUAUAAUCAAUAUGUUUACAAAGAUUACAACAACUUUGAUCAAUUUCAUCUCUAGCUAGAAUGCCUCAGUCUGUAUCUGUAAAAGCCUUUGUAGAGAUGUAAUGCAUGUAUCAUUCUGUUUUAUUGAUUGUCUAGCAAGGACCACCAUAAUACAGACAGAAACUCAGACUUUGAGGUUUGUGGUGGCAACCAUCUGCCAGAUGACACUUAUGAUGACGAUGACAAGCAACCAUUUUGCUAUGAUAGCAGACGCCUUUCAAGGAAAUGGUUUUUACCCUCACCUCAAGGUACUGCGCCCCAACUUAACAACUACCGGUUACAUAAAAUUACAUAAAUUACAUAAUUUCUGAAUAAUAUCCGGAGUGAUACUCAGCAUAAAAUUGCAAAUAAUUAAGUGAUUUUGUCAUCUUAAGUACAUAAAAUUAUCAAUUACCGGUUAUUUUGACUGCCACUAAGAGUAAUGAAAGACAACAACACAUUUCAGCUUCGAGUCAUUUUGAAAUUAGACAUAUACCUCAUGUGAAGAACCCACCUGUAACAGCAUUUAUCACUGUACUACACUCACCAUUGCAUUACUGCCAUAACAGUCUUGUACAUAUAAGUUCAAGUCUUGUACAAGCUUGUACAUUUCUUGUAAUUUUUGAUGUUUUUCAUUUAAAAUGUUUAAUGUUUGUACAUAAAGAGUAAAGCUCAAUAGAGCAAAUUCCUUGUAUGCGUAUACAUACUUGGCCAGUAAAGCUGAUUCUGUUUAUGAAAUUUUUCACAAGCUUUAUGUUGGUGAUUAUUUCUGGUUUUGUGGAUUCUUUCAGGCACCAACAGACCAAAAUUCAGUUUUGAGUGUCUUCGCAGAAAAAGCAGUCAGGAGGAGACUCCUCUUUCUCCAUCCUGUACAGCCCUUUCACUACAAAUGGCACAACAACAGCAGGUACAAACACACCAUGCUCUAUUCAUGAAAAACAUGAUAAAGUAGUAUACAGAGAUAUCAUUUAAUGCAACCAUACAGUGGUAGGAACAUGAGAUUGAUUUCUAUGUUUACUCCUGCCUGUGCUGAUCUUUGUGUAUUAACACCAAACUCUAAUCCCAGGUAACGGCUGUGAUUGGUUUCAAUGCCAAGAAUAUUUCCCACCUGUCUCCUGCUCGGUCACAGCAUUCAAGGGCCUCACCCCCUGUUUCACCCAUGGGUUCUGAUUACUUACACAGCUACACACCUCUUGUACAGGUCUGGUUCACAGAAAAUUUAAACCACAGAUUAUCUGAGAUUUCACGAAGAUGUUAUUUUCAUUGCAUAUUGCACAAACCAUUAAAUGUUUUCUCUUUUCAUAAAAAUUGAUGGACUGUGACAGUCUUUAAUUUAGAGACAAUUUAGAGAAUAUAGUAUUUAUGACAUAUUUUAAUAGGGAAAUCAUGCUAGGCUAUUACUUAAGUGGUGCCAUGAACUUAGUUGAGCAACAGACAUAAAAUGCACCAGAAACUUGAUAAAAAAUACUAUACAGAGAAAAAAUGUUGAUUGGAUAACUACUACAAAAGUAACCAGUGUUGCAUUAUAUGUGUGUAUAACAUACAAGCCCCAUUUCCAAAGAUCUCGGACAUUAAGUAAAAGUUGUAUAAAAACAGAUUUUAAUGCUUUGCCUAUCCUUCAACCCUGAUAGUUAGUCAAAAUUACUACAACAUAUCAGAUGUAUUGUUUCAUUUUCAAAAAAUGUAUGCUCAUCUUAGAUUUAAUACCAGCUACAUGUUUUAAAAAAUGUGAUAGGGAGAACAAAACAAAAGUUGUAUUGUGUUGGACAAUAUAACUGAAAACUAGUUAAAUGACUGGUACAUAAAGGGCAUUCCAAAGAGGCCAUUUUCACACCACCGGGCACAGCCAGUGUUAUGUGUCUUGCUAAAGGACAUUUUGGCAUUCAGACUGCUGGACCAGGGAUUAAACAGUGACCCUUUAGUUGGGAGACAACUGAUUUAACCACUGAGUCACAGGUGUUUCUUGUUUAGUUUGUGGUUCAACAAUUUCUGAAUAAUAUCCAAAGAAAAUUGCAAAGAAUUUAGUGAUUUUGUCAUCUUAAGUAUAUAAAAUUAUCAAAGGUUUUCGGAGAACCCAGAGAAAUAUCUGUACAAAAGGGACAAGGCCAAAAUCGAGUUAUGGAUUGUUUUGAUCUUUUGGCCCACAGGUGGUAGAAGAAUGAAAACAGACAUAAAGCUGUUCUUGAAAUCACUGCAUGGGCUUAAAAUCCCUUCCAAAAACCAUUAUCUUUAAACAUAUUUUUGCACCUCCACCAAUGUGGGUUGAAACUGUACAAAGCAAAGAGAAAACCAUAAAUAGAUUCUAAAACCCAAGUGACUCUGGGCUCAGGCCAAUCUACACUCUAAGAACUUUUGGGUUUUUUCUUCAACCCAAUUCCUAGGUUAUACGUGUUGAGUUAAAUUUCUGGGUUAUUUUUCAGAUCCAUACCCAUCAUAUAUAUAUAUAUACAUACACACACACACACACACACACACACACACACACACACACACACAUAUAGUAUAUAUAUAUAUAUAUAUAUAUAUAUAUAUAUAUAGUUAAGGCCCAAAUUAUUAGCCCCCCUAUAAAAUUUUAAGUUUUUUUCCCCAAAUUUCUUAACUGCUGUUCAACAGAUUAAUGUUUUUUUUGCACAGCUACUCCAAACAUCCUAGUUUUAUUUUUAUCAUCAAGUAUCAUCAAGAAAUUCAAGGAGAGCCACACAGUACAGAACAAGUCUGGGAGAGGUAGGAAACAAAAAAUUUCACUGAAACUGGAAAUAAAACUAGUGAAACAUGUGUCUAAACAACCUAGAACAAUGACCAAAACAGUAGUUGCUGACUUAGCGGAGUCAGGAAUUGUGGGGUCAAACAAGACAGUUUCUAGAGCCCUGAACAGAAAUGGACUGCGAGGAUGCAGGCUAAGAAAAGCUCCACCUUUACAAAAAAAAGACACCUUCAAGCCAGACUGAGGUAUGCUAAGGACGAUCUGGAGAAAGAUUGUGCAUACAGGAGAUGUGUUCUUUGCUCAGAUGAGACCAAACUAGAGCUCUUUGGCCACAGAGACAUUGCUUGUGUUUGGAAAAAGAAGGGAGAGGCGUAUAACCCCAAGAACACUGUCCCAACAGUUAAACACGGUGGUGGGAGUAUCAUGCUGUGGGGAUGUUUCAGUGAAUCUUGUCAAGGUUGAAGGAAUAAUGAAGAAAGAAGGAUAUGUGAAGAUUUUGUAAGAAAAUCUCAAGCAGUCAGCAGCAAAACUGGGUCUGGGGGUCGUCGCUUUGUCUUCCAACAUGACAACGCCCAAAAACAUACAACGCUCCUGGUGAGGAGCUGCCUCCAGGAAACCAAAGUGAACGUUAUUGACUGGCCUGCACAAAGCCCUGACUUAAAUCCUAUUGAAAAUCUGUGGGCAAUUAUUAAAUUCCAAAUUAGCAUAUAUUUUUAACAAAAAAGGAAAAAUUAAGUCAGUAUAUUGUGUCUGUAUUAUAUUCAGUUAAAUACAGCAUCUUAAUGAUUUGCAAACCCCUUAAAUUGAGUUUUCCUUUAUAUUUUUUUCAAUGUCCUGACUUUUGUGAUAUAAAUUACCUACACCAUCAAAACCACAGCAGUUAAUACUGUUCCUCUCUAUAACAUUCAAUUAAGAGGGAGCGCAGACAGAGUAAGUGUCUGUUGCAGAGUAUGAGAAUGAAUUUUGAGCAAAAACAGACAAUUUACUAAGUAAAGGGUUUAAUAUGUGGUGUACUGUGGUGCUUUUAUUUGGCAAUUUUUAAUUUCCAACCAAUCUAAUUAUAAUAUUUUUAAGAUUAAGCAUCUGAUCAGUUUCUUGUGGAAAUGCAGAGAGUUUAAAAUCAUAUGACAUGUAUGUUUAUGCAUAUAUGGUCUUAGAUGGACUGGGGCAGUGAAGGCAUUGGUGACAACAUCCCAGGGACAGCAAGGAGGAGUUUGUGGUAUACAGAUAGCCAAAGAGGCCCUCCCACCAGCAACAACUCUUCCUCACAUCUGCAGCUACCUGCAAAGGACUACUACAUGCACUGCCUGAAGAAGAGAGGCAGCGCUGACAGUCUGGUGGAAGCUGUGAGUAAAUAACUGUUUUUAUACCCACAAAAUGUCAAAAAAGGCCCGUAGAGUCAGCUCACAUUGAGAUUCAAUUGAUAUGUUUUGAUUCCUAAAUACCCUAUUUCGAUUUGGAUUUGUUGAGGGGGAAAAGUAUUUGGAUGUGGAUUUGGAUUUGAUUGAAAUUCAAAAUAGGCGUGAAAAUUCAUUAUUUUUGGCGUUGCAAUUCUAAGUUACAUUAUGUAAGUGUAAGUCUUCUUUAAUUAUCAAUUAUAAUAAUUAUGGAUAUUCAAUAUUGGUGCAAUGAACAUGUAACAAGGAACAUCGUUGAAAAGAAAAUAACAUAACAGCCAUUACCUCAUCCAUGGUUAAACCAACAACUAGUAAAAUACCAUUGUGAACAUUAUGAACCCCACCACCACCCGUCCUUGUUUAAGGACGUUGAACAGACAGAAUAAAAACAAAUAAUACUUAAAAGCACUGUUCUUUCUAAUGCACAGAAUGCCAAGAACUAAACUUUAUCAACCCCUGACAGGGAGAUCUGGCGGAACAAAAGUUUGUUCUGUCAGACCUUUUUAACUGAAUAUUAACGUUACACUGUUGACAGCCUAUUGUCUAAAUUACUGAGCUAACAAAGCUAAGUUAACUGAGCGAACAUGAGAGCACCCGACUGCAGACGUCAACACUAAUGCAGUGUGAUGGAAUAAUCUCCCAGUCAAACUCUGCUUCCAGAAAGUUAUUAACUACUUCCAGAACCCAGCUAAGGUACAAAAAUCGAUUUAACGAAAUAGUGAUGCAGUUAAGUCUUUUUUCGCUCAGCCGAGCCUUCUCUGUUGCUGUGUUGCGCAGGUGUUAAAAGUAUUCACAUUUAUUACUUAAAUAAAAGUAAAGAUAUCAACUCAAGCUUUUUACUCAAGUAAAAGUGUAAAAAUACUGGUUUCAAAACUUCUUAAAUUACAAAAGUAAAAGGAAUGUAGGCCACGGCCUAGGCUUCUGUUCUUAAUGGCAUUUUUUCACCCUUAUAUUACUUAGUGCACUACUCACCUCCCCCAAAAAACAUGAUUCUAAAGGCCAUAAUGACGAUAAUGUCAUAUAUAUAUAUAUAUAUAUAUAUAUAUAUAUAUAUAUAUAUAUAUUGUAAUUGCAUUAGCAUUUUUUCUGUCAAAUGUUUAAGUUUCUCUGUUGCUUAUAAGACAAGGACUGACUGUUUCAUCACUAAAUUUAUUUGGAGACACAUUGUUUUGUUUACAAAAACAUAACUGCUGAGAGCUUCUGGCUUUAAAACAACCAGCAAUGCCCAAAAUAAGACGUUUUUUUUUCUUUUUCUUGAUAACAGAAGUCAUAAAGAUAUCUUUCAUAUAUAACAGGCUGAUACCUUGCACUUUUAUUAAACAAACCAAAUAGUUUGCUGUUACCUUAUUUACACGACAGCAUCUAAUUUCUGUCACUACAUGGUCGCGUGUUUAAAUUGCUCUAUAAAGUGCGCAUGGUGGAGUUUCGCCCCAAUGCACACAUAAACACACACACACAGACACUCUCACCAGCAGAGGUCUGUUUGUGUGGUUGUGCCUGACAGACGCACACAAUGUUGACAUUACCAUGAGUGUUUCACUUGUUUUUGUUCUCAGGUGUUGAUCUCCGAGGGUCUGGGGAUAUAUGCCAGGGACCCCAACUUUGUUUCAGCAACCAAACAUGAAAUUGCAGAUGCCUGUGAGAUGACCAUUGAUGAGAUGGAUAGCACCGCCAGUAAUUUGCUAAACCGAAAUAUUGGAAAUGGCAACAAUGGAAAAUCAGGAAAUUUCACCUCAGGCACACAUGCUACCCCACAUCUGACAGAUCUUAAUGUUAGAGAGUACAGUGACGAAGAGCGGUGCACAGCUGUUAAAUGUGAGGAGGACCUAACAGAUGAGAUGAUAUAUGUUACAUCACUAUAAUAUCAGCAAACAUGUCAAUUAUUAGGGUUUUUCAAUGGGCUUGUAUGGCCCUUGUAAAUGUGGAUGACAUGGCUUUGCUCAAGUGGAUCCUGCAAACACGGAUAGAGAAGAUGAAGAGAACAAGGUGCCUUAUUUUCUCGAGCCAUGGGAUGGACAAUAGAGGUGUGAGAGAGAUUUAAGAGAAGGCUAGAUCAUUGGGAGAGUUAGAAUUUCUCCUACAAAUAUCUAAAUUUGAGGCAAUUAAUCUCCCUGCAGGCCUGCCAAAUAUUUAGCAGUAGUAAACUAUACUUCCUAGUGGCUUUUUUAUAAUUGUCAAACAUGGUUUAACAUAGCACAAUAACCCAUCAAAGUUAUCCGAACAAGCAAGCACUGCUUUGGGAUCAUAGACCUGGGUUUCAUGACUGAAUAUUGCUUUCCUCUGUACUUGACUUAAAAAGAAAAUUAACAUACAUAUCAGCUUUAAAAAUGCUUUUAUUUUAAUUUUUUGUCUAGAAUAAAUUAGAGUUUUAAAUACACAAUGCUUUGAAGCACAAGAAAAUAAAGUACUAGUUUCCUCUUUGUACCAACCAACAGGAACACUACAUUUUCAAUCGUUUUACUAAUUUGAUUUUUGUCAACAGAUUUAAGAAAUAUGGGACAAAAAUAGGAUAAGAAUUCUAAAGGUCUCAGAUUUGACUCCAUAAAAAUCCAUCUACCACUCACCCUUGGAGAGGGGUCACUUUAUAUAAUGAUGUAGCAAAGUACUUUUAUAACCAGUCAGACUCUGAUUUCAAACACCUUUCAUUUAGUACCUCAGCUUGGACCUGCUUCACAGCUGGUGCCAACAGUCAACAUGGAAGUAUCAUCCUUCUGAGAUCCGUCUUAAUAACAGUCAUAAUAAUGUAUAAUUAAGCUUUUCCUGCAUCAAAAUUCUACAGAGAAGUGACGAGCUACCCUCAACUUAUCUUGCACAAUUGAGAUUUAAUUCAAAUCAUGUUAGCAAAAACUGACCACAUGGUUGACAGAUAUUUCUAACAUUGUGUACAAUAAAAAGUCAUGAC
Xyrichtys novacula (pearly razorfish) is the source of this 71887-nucleotide messenger RNA. The record is from the annotation of a GenBank genome assembly. NCBI's taxonomy places the organism in Eukaryota, Metazoa, Chordata, Actinopteri, Labriformes, Labridae.